CGCAGCGGUUGUGAGGGAGCAGGGGGCGUGUCCCUGUGUCUCCAGACUCCGCCCAGCUCGGUAUCUGUGUGCUGCGCUGCUUACGGCUUGUUAUUGUUUUGGGGGAAGGGGAUCCUGGCAGGAGGGAGGAAACCGACCGAGACCGACGGGUGAAAGGACCGAGACCGCUCUCAGACAUGGGGAACUGUCACACGGUGGGGCCCAAUGAAGCCUUGGUGGUGUCAGGUGAGGAUGGAGUGUGACAGAGGGAGUCCCAUGGGGGCCUGGGUGUGUUCCCAGCAAUGGGUGUCUGUGGGGAGGGUCAUACCGAUAUUCACAUUAUACUGACCGAAUAGGUCCUCUGUGGGUCUACAUAACCCCAAUGGGCUGCUGCUCCCAUGGUGCAGUGACUAAGCAUUGUGGGUAAUGUAGGCAGCAGUAGGUGGAGUGCAAGCUGUAAGGGCAGAAGCCCUAGAUGUGGCUUUACUGGUCAAAACACGUGCUGAUACAUGAAUAUGUAAUAUAUAUAUAUAGUGUAUGACUUAUAUACAGUAUACACCAGCUAUGGUGGUAAGAAAGUGGAAGAUUCAAUUUCAGAAUCCUAAUAACUGUAUUAAUUCCAACUACACCUUAAGAGUUAUAUUUUAUUAUUAUUGAGUUAUACUAAGUAGUGUGUGAUUACGUCCCUACUUGUUGGUGUAUAUCACUUUGUCCCCUUCAUUAGGGUUGGCUCCAUGCUGUUAAUCUUGGGUGUCUAUUUUUGGACAGUUGCAGGAGUUUAAAAUGUCAUUAUCACCUAAUACCAAUGAUUUCUGCAUGGGCAGUCUGUGUACAUUUUGUCCAUUGAUGGUAUUUAUAGAUUAAAAAAAAAAAAAAAAUCCAACAAGUAUCAGUUAUUAUAAAGCAUAUUGCAUUCUGACAACACAGUGAAAAUCCAACAAGUAUCAGUUAUUAUUAUGGAGCAUAUUGCAAUCUGACAACACUGUGUGUGUGUAUGUCUGAGUGUAGAACUAGAAUCUGCAGGGAGUGGCAGGGUUUAGGGCUGGUUCAUUGCAGUGUAAUCAUCUAUUCCCUGGAGGAAGGAUAUACUGAUUUGACCCUUUCACUCCUGAUUGGAAUUUUUUUUUUUAAGCACUGAUGUAGAGCAUAUGCAAUUACAUAUUUUGUUCAGUGUGAUCUCCGUAAUGUUGAUUAUGAGGCGCUGACGCUGCAUUGGCAUCCCUUCCAUUUACGGUAAACACACUGCCUCCUUCAUUUAUUGGGAUAUAGAGUCAGAGACUCAAUCAUAGUUUCUGGUUUUCAAGUGAUAUAUAUCAUUUGUUUGUCUUGCCGUUACUGUUUACUAUUUAUUUUCCAAGAUCAAUAUCUUGUACUGUAUUAAAGUUUAUUGAACAUAAAAUAUAUGUAUAUAGCUAUAGACUUUUAAAUUAUGCAUUUGUUUUGUUAUUGGCAAUUAUAAUUAAUGAUUAUAUGAACAAUGAAAUUUCUGUGUGGUCCAGUGUUCUUAUAAUGAAAAUAACUGAAUUUUGAGAGAUAUUGUGCAACUCCUUUUUAAUUGUUUGUAAAUGACAUUGGCUGUAAUGGCAAAGAAUGGUGCAAUAUUUCUUGAUUACCAAGUUCUGUCACAUUCUUUGUGGUAAGAAAGCUGUACUCACUUUUAUUUUUUUGGCUUGAGUUUUCAAUUGCCUGGAAAAAGUCCAUUACAAGCAAAUGAUUGCCCUUUUAUUGAUUUUCUGGAUAUGUGAUAUCAAGUCUCUACAGAGCUAGAUGACCAGAUGGAUUGGCCCAGACAAAAUUAUGCUGGUGGUGUAAAAUGUCAUUGGUACAUACAGGGUUGCCACAGCAUGGAUUUAGCCAUCUUUCAUUAAAGCAGAUCUGUUUGGCUCAUCUAGUCUUCCCAAUUUUUUUAAAUACUUUCAUUAGUCCCUGGCCUUAUCUUACAGUUAGGAUAGCAUUAUGCCUAUCCCAUGCAUGCUUAAGCUCCUCUACUGUGUUACCCUCUACCACUUCAGCUGGGAGGCUAUUCCAUGCAUCCACUACCCUCUCAGUAAAGCAAUACUUCCUGAUAUUAUUUUUAAACCUUUGCCCCUCUCAUUUAAAGGACCACUAUAGUGCCAGGAAAACAAAUUAGUUUUCCUGGCACUAUAGUGUUAAUAGGUCCCCACCCUCACGGCCCCACUCCUGCCGGGCUCUAGGGGGAGGAAGGGGUUAAAGGCUUACCUUUCGUCAGCGCCGGGCUCCCUCUUCUGCCGAAUGCGCAAGAGCCGCGUGCGCAUUCAGUCAGUCCAUAGGAAAGCAUUCUCAAUGCUUUCCUAUGGACCAAGUGUACACACAGUGUAGGAUAAUAUUAUAAUAAUAGAAACCACCACUAGUGUGUAUGUGGAGCGCUUCAGAAAUGUACAAACUUACCCCUAAGGGUUAACACAUUUGUGGAUAUACAAAGGAAGAAACGUAUCACAGUACGUAUAUCUGAAAAAAUAUAAGUGCAGAUAGUGCAAAUAACUUAUGUAAGCUAUCAUAUAUGUGUAAAUGAUCUAUAUGGUUACACUCACAUGCCCAAGAGCCUUAUCGGAUAGGCUCAGAUCUCAAAGGCUUGCGUGUACUUUUGGUGACACAGUACCCACUUGAUUCCUUUUGUCUGUCAGUAAGUCUUAAUACAUAUAAAAAAAGGAAAGGGAGGGGAAAAGGGAAGCAAAGUGUCCCUAGUGCAGUAAAUUCCAAUGUUAUGUGAAUGAAAUGGUAGAAAAAAAUGGCUUCUCACCUGAUAAGGAGCCCACUACCUGGCUCCUGGUGUAGAGGUGUAUGUGCCUUUAAGGGGGCUUCAACCUUUCUUUUAGCAGCAAGGUAGAAGAUGGUAAUCGAUUUAUAAAACAAAAUAUAUUAAACAUAAGUGGUAAAAACGUACAAAAAAAGUUAAAAAAAAAUAUAUACUCUCCAAUCUUCUUUCCUAUGGACGCUGGCGUCUUCUCACUGUCAAAAUCACAGUGAGAAGCGCCGAAGUGGUCUGGGUGCCUAAUAAGACUAUGUCCUCUUGUUGUGGUAGUUUUUCUUCUUUUAAAUAUAGUCUCCUCCUUUACUGUGUUGAUUCCCUUUUUAUGUAUUUAAAUGUUUCUAUCAUAUCCCCCCCGUCUCGUCUUUCCUUCAGGCUAUACAUGUUAAGUUCUUUUAACCUUUCCUUGUAAGUUUUAUCCUGCAAUCCACGAACCAGUUUAGUAGCCCUUCUCUGAACUCUCUCUAAAGUAUCAAUAUCCUUCUAGAGAUUUGGUCUCCAGUACUGUGUACAAUACUCCAAGUAAGGUCUCACCAGUGUUCUGUGCAAUGGCAUGAGCACUUCCCUCUUUCUACUGCCAAUUCCUCUCCCUAUACAACCAAGCAUUCUGCUAGCAUUUCCUGCUGCUCUAUUACAAUGUCUGCCUACCUUUUUAAGUCAUCAGAAAUAAUCACCCCUAAAUCCCUUUCCUCAGAUGUUGAGGUUAGGACUCUAUCAAAUAUUCUGUACUCUACCUUUGGGAUUUUACGUCCAAGAUGCAUUAUCUUGCACUUAUCCACAUUAAAUGUUAAUUGCCACAACUCUGACCAUUUUUCUGGUUUACCUAAAUCAUUUGCCAUCUGGCUUAUCCCUCCUGGAACAUCAACCCUGUUACAUAUCUUAGUAUCAUCAGCACAAAACAUACCUUACCAUCAAGACCUUCUGCAAUAUCACUAAUAAAAAAUAAAGAGAAUGGGUCCAAGUACAGGUCCCUGAGGUACCCCACUGGCGACAAGCUCAUGCUUCGAAUAUACUCCAAUGACUACAACCGUCUGUUGCCUGUCACUCAGCCACUGCCUUACCCAUUCAACAAUAUUGGAAUCCAAAGUUAAAGAUUGCAGUUUAUUGAUAAGCCUUCUAUGUGCAACAGUGUCAAAAGCCUUACUGAAAUCUAGGUAAGCAAUGUCUACUUUACCACCCUGAUCUAUUAUUUUAGUUAACCAAUAAAAAAAAAAAAUCAAUAAGAUUAGUUUGGCAUGAUCUCUCUGAACUAAACCCAUGUUGUCUCGGAUCUUGAAAUCCAUGUGUUUUUAGAUGUUCAACAAUCCUAUCCUUUAACAUAGUUUCCAUUACUUUCCCCACUACUGAAGUAAGGCUUACUGGCCUAUAGUUGCCCAACUCCUCCAUAGUACAAUUUCUUGUGAAUGGGCACAACAUUCGCUAACUUCCAAUCUUUUGGGACUACUCCUGUUAACAAUGAUUGGUUAAAUACAUCUGUUAAUGGUUUUGCAAGUACACCACUAAGCUCUUUUAAUAACUUUGGGUGUAUUCCAUCAGGUCCCAUUGGCUUGUCUUUACUUUUGACAGUUGAAAUAGAACCUCUUCCUCUGUAAACUAUAGUUGCCUGAAUCCUCCCAACUACCUUUCUUGUGAAUGGGCACAACAUUCGCACAAUUUGCAAAAAACACCCAACAGUGACAUCAUGUCUGUGGGGGAGGAGGGGGGUUAUGCAAAGGUGAGAUCUACUUAGCUGUCUCUUGCCGCCAUCUUCUUCCUGUUGCUCUUCUUCAGUUCAUGGUGCUUCAGGAGCUAAUGUCAGCACUUUGCAAUUUUAUUUUAUGUGGACUUUAUUUAUUAUACCACUUUUUAACUCGCUUUUAAUUUGUUUUUUGGAAAUAACGGUCAGUGAACUUAUUGGGUAAAGAAGAAAACUCCUACAGCAUCAUUAAGGGAGUGGGGUCCCUUCUAACUUCCCCACCUGCACCUGUGGUGAGCCUUGCAUAUAGGCUCCAUAUUUGUGAGUACCAUAUUCUAGAGUUACUCAUCUGCUUACUGUAUUAUAUUUUACUGAAUUGCACUAGGCUUGGGCCUUGUCUUUCUGUCUUUUGGAAUGAUACCACAUGUGAAUACCAACUACACUCCACCUUUUUUUGUAUGUGUGUAUAAUCUUUAUUUUGUGUGUGUGUAUAGAGAGGUGAACACACAGGUGUUAGAGUGUGUUGGUGGAUUUUAGAUCACACAGCAGGACUAUGUAUUUAUUUUGUAUUGUAAUGUAAACACUGCCUUAUUUCUAAAAAACAGUGUUUGCAUGAAUAUGUCUGAAGGUAAUGAUUAUACUCACCAGAACAACUGCAUUAAGCUGUAGUUGUUCUGGUGUCCCUUUUAAUAAAGAAAUAUUCUUAUUGGAGGGGCUUGACAAUGCUGCUGUAAAGGCUUAUUCUAAGCACCAUAACCACUCCACAGAACUGUGGUAGGUGCAGUUCUAGGAGCGUUUGGCACUGUGUCAUUGUCAAGUCUAAGCGUUUUCAAAUAGUUUCACCCUAAGUUGAUCUCCAGGGCAUCCACAUUCUUGCUCUUUUUCAAAGAUAUCGCUAUGUUCCUCUUCACUCUAUCAAUACCAAUUCCAUUCAUGUUUGGACAAGGAGUGUGUGUGUUUAUUAAAAGGACACUGUACCUGCUUUGUCUUGUUAAAGUGGUUAUAGGGUCUGGAGUGCACUGGCAUCAUCCUUCCAUCCAGCAUUAAAAUGGUUUUAAUGGUAAAUCAAAGCCCCCAGCAGCCCACACCCUCUGUGCUGCUUGUACUAGUGAGGAAGAGUGUCAGCCGACCAUUUUUCAGCCAAUCCGAGUCUGUUGCUGGUAUUAAUUGGUAUGUCUAAAAGGAAGUGUGUAAUCUCUGCCUUUAUUAUAACUCCACUAGUGUCUGGCCUUGAUUAUUGCCCCAGUACUGAUGAUCUUAGCCAAUCCGAUGCUUUCACAUGGGGAAGCAUUGGGAGGCCAGUGCGCAUGCACAGCAAUAUAUCCUACAGUCAGAGACACACACUGUGUUGUAGAUUGAAAUAUGCUCCAUAGUAACUGAUGGCUGUUGUAUUUUAGGCUGAAAGUGCUCAACUAAUGCUCUCCGUCAAUGAGCCAGUCUGUUAGUUCAGUGGAGCUAACAGAAGCUCCUGGCCCCAGAGGAGGUAGCAACAGACCCCAAGUAAACUUGUCAGACUGGUCUCUAGUGGUAUAAAUACUUACAGUGGGAAGGCAACAUGGCUGUAGUAAGUAUGUAGUAAAACAUUCAGGUUUUUAUAAAAUGUUUGCUUGGUUUGUAGCAACAUAAGAUUCUUUCUUUUUUUUUUUUUUUGUGCCAGUUUAUACAAAAGUCACUGUUUCAGAUACAAACUUUUAGUCUAACUGCUCUCAUCACGUCCUGACAGCUGUCAUCGUGUGCUAUCAGCAGAGACAAUUGGCAAGACAUCAGUCGGUGAGGUGAUUUCAAACUAGUAGAGGGACCAAAUUAAGGGCAUAUUCUCUUACUAAUGGGGCACAUUGUAUACCACUAUGUUAAACCUGCACGGUCACUUUCCAAAUAUAAAAUAAAAAAAUAGUUCCUCUUGGUUUUGUUAUGUUGGAAUUCACCUUAGUUCGGUUAUAAAUAAGAACAAGCAGACACUACAUUUUGUCAUGAGGAGCGUCAUGUUUGGCAACAGGAGAUUCCUCUGCGAGGUUUCAUUUAAGUUGUUAACUAACCCAUAAGCAAUCAGUCAAAUGGUUCCCAGAGAAGGAUAAACUGCAUACAUCAUAGGAAGAGGGAUAAUAAAAUCCAGGAGCCUAGUAAUUGAGAUCUGGCACAAGGGAGACAUGAUAACAAAUAUAAAUAGUGGUAAAGAGGAGUAUAAUCAAAUUAAUCAGUAAGCUUCAAGGGGCAUGUGGAGGAAAAAAGACCCCUCAAGAUACAAUAUUAACUGGUUAGAUAUAGUUGUUGGAUAUAAAUCCCUCAACUCCUCCUCCUAAACUCGUAUGGUUUUUGCUCGAUCGAAGGUGUGUCGAGUUACGGCAGGUUCACUUUAAGAUGAAGAGGAAGUGGUUAUUUACAACAGAUUUAUGCUAAAAUCCGUUGAUUGCUAAUUACGAGAGUUCAAAAGACCAACAUCUAGUUCUGCCUUUAAUUCUUUCAGGGUUUAUUCACUCUGCGUUAUUCAGGAAGCUGAAGAAAGGGAAGAGUUCAACUGGGAAGAGUUCAUGAUUUUAUCUGAUUUCAAAAUAAAUAAAUGAAAACGUGGGCCCGUAGUGUCUUUGCAACGUAUCCACUACACUAGUUGUUAUGGUGUUAAGUCACGUAAACACUUUCAUUUAGUUUACUUCUUAUCUGGAACAGUUUCCUUUUUGAUAUUUGCUGCAUUUUCUACUUUUGGCAAUGGAAAUAAAACUGAGCAGCCACGAUCGCGUGUAAAAGGCAGAUUUAACAAUAACACUGCAUGAAAACAGAUGUUUAAAAUGAGAUCCUGCUAAUGCUCAGAUUUCUCAAAGAUAAUACUUUGCUUUUUGUUAACACAGUAUCCUUUCUUGUAACAUAUUCAUAUAUAUAUCUAUCUAUCUAUCUAUCUAUAUCAGGUCUAUACUUUUUAUCUGCUGCUUGAAAUGAUAAAUGGUCUGUCAUAAAACAAUCAGCAAUUAUAAAGUAAUUUAACUGUAGUCAGAUAAUGUAGUACACAAAUAAAUGUUAGGCUCUCAUUCUGAAAAGGAAUUAUUAGGCCAAAUCCGUUGCUUCUGAAAUGGCUGAGUGCGUAGUCCUGGUCUAGGCACAAAUAUAAGGCGACUUUACCUUAAUCUGAGAUAAAAGAACACUUGUGUAGAUAAAAUGAGCAAACCACAAUGAACUGUAUUUCUAGAAAAACUGCUUUAUUACUCCCCAUUGAUAAAUGCAACCAUUUUAGUUUUGUAGUAUCGUUAGUAUUGGUAACAAUGCAAAUGGGUUCAUUCAUAUGCAGUGGUGUAAUUUCCAGAGAAGUGACUUUUCAUUCACAUAUGUCCUUUUAAUGAAAUACUUUGUGAAAGGUAUCAGGUUACAGGUUGGUGGCCAUUUUGAGUCUAAAACAUUUUUUGAUAUUUGUGCAGUUGUUUUAUAUGUUAUAGAGGCUGUUUGCCACAUGGUGUGGCAGGUGUGUGGGGUUUUUUUUUUUUUUUUUUUUGUGGUAAGAUUUAAAAAAAAAAAAAAAAAAAAUCUUUUUAUAAAACCACUUACGCAGAUAUGAAAAUGUUUUGUGUGAUUUCAGACUUGUUAAGUUGAAGAAAAUACAUUUUAAUUAAGGAAAAAGUAGGCACAUGAUUAUUCAGUAUACUCCAACUAACUGAUUUGAAAAAUCCAGCUUGAUUACAGAUUGGCUAUUUAACCCCUUAAGGACACAACUUCUGAAAUGGGAAUCUUGACGUAAUAUUUCCGUCAUGUGCCCUUAAGGGGUUAAAUCUUAAUUCUUCCAUUUGGAUUGAAUUUAUUAAAGGGACACUAUAGUCACUAAAACAACUAAAGCUCAAUGUACUUGUUCUAGUACCUGUCCCUACAGGUAUUUUCAUGUAAACACUGCCUUUUCAGAGAAAACACAAUGUUUACAUUACUGCUUAGGGACACCUUCAAUGACAGUUACUCAGAUGGUCACUAGAGGUGCUUCCUGUGUCAGUGCUGCAUAACUGAUUCAAUGCAUCUCUAUGAGGAGAUGCUGAUUGGCCAGCAUGGUGUUUUACUGUGCUUGCGCAGCAAUAACCUUCCAAUGCUUUAUUAUGGGAAAGCAUUGGGUUGGCUGAGAUUGUCAAUUCUGAUGAUCUCUGCCAAGGAGGCAGAUGGGGGGCAGAACCUAGCGUCAUUGGAAUAAAGGUGAGUUUCACCCCUAUUUAACAGGGGUAAAGAGUGGAUGGGCACCUACAUAAGUGUUUUUUAACACUAGUGUCAGGAAUACAUGUUUGUAUUCCUGACACUAGUGUUUUAUUUUUUUUUGUUUUAUUUAUUUAUUUUUAAUUCAGAGUUUAGUGAAUAAUCCUGACUGUACUUUAAAACGAGUGUGUUGAUUUAAAAAAAAAAGAAAAAAAAAAAAAGCUUUGUAUUCUGCUGCGUGCAAUAUGAAGCCCCUAUGCUUUAUGGUCAGUUGGCCAUAUUGGUUUGUAUGACGACUGGUGUAAAAUCUCAAAUAUUCGUAAUUUAGUGUUCACCACACCUAGUGUCUACAGUCUGAUCUCAGUAGGAUAAAGAGGAGAAUUUUGCUUGCUGUACCACAUAGGAAACUGAAACCCUGAGCAAAUAUCUCUCUCUCUAUAUAUAAUCUAUCUCUAUAUCUCCAUGUUUCCUAAGGAUUGGUUGGACCUCCUUGUGUUUAAAUUUUUGGGGGAAGAAAAGAUCAGCAUCUCAAUGCAAAUGAACACAUUUUAUACUUAAUUUUUUUUUUUUUUUUUUGGAUGAUGAUUAUAUAUAAUUAUUUUUACCUAAUAAUAAUAAUAAUAAUAAUAAUUGUGCAUGCUGUUUAACAGGGUUGUUGACUAAAGUGAAAUUUCCAAGUAAAAUCAAUGGAAAAUUAAGGUCAGAGUAGAUGGAACGAAAAAAUAUCUUUCUACUUGAUCAAUUUUGACCUUAAAUGUAAAAUUCACCUUGUAUUAUCUUUAGUAAAUAACCAUGUAAGUGUAACUAUUCUGUUAAGAGCACAAGAAGCACACAAAUUGUAGAAAUCUGCCUUAUUUUAUUUGUUUGAUUAUGAGUGUGGCAAUGUCUGGAGAGUAUUAAAAUCACGAGAGGUCAAACUGCAUUGAGCGUAAUGAACAUAAUCUAAUAAAAGAGAGCACACAUCCUGCAGGAGUGCAUUAGUAAUACUUACAUUAUAUAGUAGACAGUACUGUGGAAUUAAAAUAAACCUCUACUUGCCCAAGGGAUUAAAGUGGUAGCCCAAUCUAUUUAGAUUGGGGGCUCUUGCCUAGAGCCAUUGACAUAGGCAGGGCUAUUUGCUAAACUCAUUUUCACAAAUUGAAUCUGAAUGGAAAAAUGGAGACAAAAUAGCUGACCUGAAAAUAUUGUUUCACUUUGCUAUAGUUAGAACAUGGGUGUUUUUGCUUCAAUUUUGCCAUUUGGAUUUAGUUUACAAAAAGUGUAGUCUCUGUCAUGGUGUGUCUGUCUGCUGGUUGUAUGUAAUGUAUGUGCGGUGUGUGUGUGUGUGUGUGCUAUCUGUAUAAAGUAAUGCUUAUAAUAUAUACACGUGUAAAUAUUAAUACACAUAUUAAUGUAUAUAUGGAUGAUUCUCUCAAAUUAAAGUUAAAAAAAAUAAUUGAAUUUGUUAAAUCAAACUUUGUCCUCACUAACCUCUACACACUACUUUGAUGCAUACACUGCAAUAAGCAAUCACUGGUCCACACACUGUCAUUCUGACACACACCCUCUGACCCAUACAUUGUCAUUCUGACAUCCACAAAAACAUGCACUUUCUUACUGAUACUCACAGGCAAACUAACUGUGACGGAGCUCCUGUACUCCGACCGAGUACCUUCACCCAGUCUGCUUCCUAGCUGCUUGCAGGGACCCUGAAACACUUCAGCCCCAGUUGCCGAAGCUUGACUGGGGUCCUUCUGGAGCUUUUCCACCCGACCAGGCUGCAGCUCUUCUUCCAGGCAGGUAUCGUUCCCAUUCCAUAUUUCACAUUACCAGCAGCCUUAAUCUACAGUCAUCUCACUGCACUAAUACUACCCCUCUCAUUCCACCCCACCCCCCCAACAGCCCUGGGCUGAAAGGAUAGAAAAACUGCUUGCCCGGCAACUGGAACUGCAUGUCUCUGGCUAUGUAAAUUCCACGUCCCUGGUAGAUCUAUAUUUAAAGGAAGGAAAUGGAGAAAACAAAAAAUUGACAAGUUAACUAUUGUGAUGUGUAUUUGUGUGUGAAAAUAUAUAUUUUCUAACACCUCCUAAAAUGCUAUAAACCAAUCCCUGCUUAAAGUAUACCUGUCAUGGUACAUACAACUUUCGUCUAUACACAUAUAUAGAGUGCGAGAACAAUAUUUAAAUAUAGAAGUGUGUCCUGGGCUGUGUCUGAGACUGCGGGUACCAUGUUGUAUAGCUUGGGUGUUUAAAGGAACACUAUAGUCACCUGAACAACUUUAACUUAAUGAAGCAGUUUUGGAGUAUAGAACAUGCCCCUGCAGCCUCACUGCUCAAUCCUCUGCCAUUUAGGAGUUAAAUCCCUUUGUUUAUGAACCCUAGUCACACCUCCCUGCAUGUGACUUGCACAGCCUUCCAUAAACACUUCCUGUAAAGAGAGCCCUAUUUAGGCUUUCUUUAUUGCAAGUUCUGUUUAAUUAAGAUUUUCUUAUCCCCUGCUAUGUUAAUAGCUUGCUAGACCCUGCAAGAGCCUCCUGUAUGUGAUUAAAGUUCAAUUUAGAGAUUGAGAUACAAUUAUUUAAGGUAAAUUACAUCUGUUUGAAAGUGAAACCAGUUUUUUUUUCAUGCAGGCUCUGUCAAUCAUAGCCAGGGGAGGUGUGGCUAGGGCUGCAUAAACCGAAACAAAGUGAUUUAACUCCUAAAUGACAGUGAAUUGAGCAGUGAAAUUGCAGGGGAAUGAUCUAUACACUAAAACGGCUUUAUUUAGCUAAAGUAAUUUAGGUGAUUAUAGUGUUCCUUUUGACUGUGUGGAUUGUAUCACUCAUUUGAGAGGUAGGGUAGUUAGGGCAGGCAGGGUUAAACUUACUCGAAGCACUUGUGAGUCACAUUACUAGAUUGGUAUGAGCCCAUAAGUCAGGUAACAUGGAUAUCUAGGGUUAAUAGUGUGUUAGGGUUCGGAGGAUGGAGUGCGCUUAGGGUGCUUUCACACUUCCAUCUUACCCUGGGGUUCCCGUGAGGCUAUUCUCGCCCUGUGUGCUAAUUGCCCUAGAACAUUGCAAUUUUUAACUUUGCUAACAAAAACAGUAGAGAGCACCUGCUGACCACAUGGUGCUUGGAGCUUGUCCAGCGGCAUGUUCGAGGGUAGCUUUGAGUCCAUGUGGAGUGGGUGGAGGAGACUCGGAGAGUGCCGCCUGAGUCCCUUCGAUAGUGACAGUUCCCGUCGUUGUUCUAGGUGGGGAAUCUUGAGGGUCCCCUCCGCUUGCUGGGUUCGUGGGUUGGGUCGCUCAGGGCAUUGGUCCCGACGGUGCCCUGUCUUUGGCAGGGUCAGUCGCUUGGGUGUGCAGGCCCGCCGGGAGCCCUGUCUGGGCAGAUGCCUUUUACUGGCUCUCUUUUUAGGAGGACAGUUACUUCUGCGUGGUAAAUUUGAUAACGGUACCUUCGGCGGGCUUUCAGCCUGCCUGUGUGCUUCCUCUUGUCGUGUCUUGGUUGCUAUUUUCUGCCAGAACUCUGCAGGUAUAGCCUCUAGCUUUUCCAUAGAUCAGGUAUUUCAGCGGCCUGAGUGCACGUGGCGGCGGCCAUAUUGUGGGGCCGCGCCUCAUCUCGCUGCUCACAUACCUCUCUCAUCAGGGUCUCUGCCCAUGUGUGUCUUCUCGGGGUUGGACCGGGAUAAACCCCACUGAUCUGGCGGGGGCAGGGUGCCCGCGGCUCUGGUCUGUGGACUGGGAGAGCAGUUGUCUCUCCCCGUCUCCUUCGACUGCAGGCCACGGCUAGCCAUCGUGGGCUCCCGAUCACCAGGACUUUCAGGUAAAGUGUCAGGCUUAUCACCAGGUCCUCCUGUAUUUAAGUAGCGGAUCCCGGUUGAGCGUAUCUCUCGCUUUUUGGCGAGUAUUCAUGGAUAAUCGGUUAGUAAAGUGGGAGCUCAGCUUUCAUGCGUCUGCUCUGCUUGCUGACUUGGCCCCGCCCCCUGAAUUCUGCCGAUUUUUAUUAGAGCCAAUAUUGGGCAUGUUUCUGAUAACUGGUAUUGGUCUUGUCAUUUAGCUAUUAUUACUGAUAACUUACUAUCCUCUCCCAGUCAAUGCACGCCGCCUUCCGCAUCCAGAAACUCUAGCUGCCAGACAAAAAGGCACCAUGUCACGACAUCGCAUCAUCUCUCCCUGUGAGUCCCCUCUUACGGAACUCUGCUGAAGGCAGGAAGGUGUGACCGUGCGUAAUUUACUGUAAUGUACUGGGCUGACUGAGAGUGAUGGGAGUGUGAUUGCUGUCAGCAGUCACACUCCUGUCGGUAACAGCACUGUACAUGCUAUCUGAGAGCGAGAGGAGUGUCAUUGCUGACAGCAAUCGCAGUCCUAUGAGUAACAGAACUGUGCAUGCUGGGACCUUGCUGAUCCUUGUAUGUGCUGGCUGCCUGAGAGUGAUUGUGAUUGCUGUCAGCAUGCUCAGUUAAUGCCAGAUUUGUGCAAACAUUGUAAUACUUUUUAAAAACUUUAAAUGUACAGAAUAUUGGCACCUGUUAUUGGCAAUCGGCCUAAAAUGUGACCGAUAAUCUGUCUCAGUGUCGGCUCUGGAAAAUUAUAUUGUCAAUCCCUAUUAAAAAUCCUGGGUAGUGACUGCUCCCCUUUAUCCUACAAUAAAGGGGGGGGGGGGGAGAGAGAUAGAGAGAGAUCCACCCACACAGGACUGGGCCAAUGCGUUUGGGAGGAGGUUGUGUAUUUAUGAAUGCACAUGAAUUGUCAUUGUUCAAAUUCGCCUGAGUAUUUGCCUGCCAUCUUCCCAUGUCACUAAUUCACUUCCUCUAUAUACCAAGUGGAGAAAUGGAGCCAGUGAAAUGUAACUAGCCCCCAAUUACCAUAUAACACAGCCCUGGCACCUCUAUAGGACACAGUGUGACAUCACUGCAGAAGAAGCUGGUGCUCAUAUGUAUUGGGUGAAACUUGAUUCUGCUGCACAUCAUAUAGUUGACAGGGGGAACAAGGAAAAAAAAAAAGGUUAAUUAAGGUCAGUCAUGCCUAAGGAUGACCUUAAGUCCCUUUAAAUAGUAGUACACUUCACCUAUACACUGUGCAAGUAGAAUUGCUAACACGGUUAUAGAUGUGAUAUGUUUUAAUAAUAUUUUUAAAGUGACAGCGCUACAAAGUGGGGAGGUAUUUGAGUAUUAGGGUCUUCUUGCAACAGAAGAUUCACAUUUAUCUUUAUGAUAAAUUCUUUUCAUUAGCUGUAGGACUGAACGCAGGAACACAAGCUUGUCAUGAGAGGUUCACUUUAAAUGACUAAUGAUGGCGAUUUUAGUGAAAGACACUUGGAACCUGGUUUGAACUACUAAGGAACUUGCUCUUCAAGACCUAUUCUUGACAUUUUAUCGGUAGAGUGAAGUAAGGAAAUACAAAUAAACUGGAUUUACAGGUUUAAAAAAAAAAAAAAAAGGUUCACCUAUGUAAAUUGAAGGAAUCUGUCAGCAUUCCAAACAUCAUAUGAGCUCUCUGCAAAACAAACAAAUUAUGUAAUCUGUUACCUGUGCUGAGGGCAAACAAAUAUGGUGGCACAGACAACUGCCAACAUUGUCAUUGUCUUCGCUCUAUACUUUACCAAGACAUUCUCUGUAAUUUUAAGGAUUUCCCCACUAUAAACCUAUAAACACAACAUGCAUGAUUACCCAGUGAUUUAUGCUGAAUUUUAAAGUGAUACAAUUGCUUGAUUAAUUCACAGACCACGAUCUCUAUUCCUUUUGUACUAGUUUGUCUAAUUAAAAAACAAAACAAAAAAAAAACCUAUAUAUUUUAUAGCCGUUGUAUAUUAUUUUGUAAUAAUGGCUUAAUCUUGCUCUGAUUGCAGCCAUCUUUAGUCCACUUUGAUCAGAAGCACCUCUUCUAAGACAGCGUAAAGACCCAGUGUGCAUAUGUUGACAUGCCCUGUGCUUGCUCAGAUGUCAGGAUUGAUGAGUGCAUACUAGGUAGACUAGCUAUGUGGUUUCUGAUCAGAUAAGUUGUGCUUCUGAUGAAAGAGGCGUUUAAUGUCUGACCUGUAGAGAGAGCAGCGAGGGUACACCAGGAGUUACAUCAAAAAGCGUUAUUUACUAUUAUUUAUCUUUUAUGUUAAAUUAAGAAAUGCUAAAUAAAUCGACUGCUAAAUGGUAUCAAUGUUAUCUCUACUGGUAAGGUAACCAGCUGAGCAGUUAUGUCACAAGACAAAGAGUAAGCAUGAAACACAGUUUUACUUCUUCAUACAGUAAAUAACAUGUCUCCAGUGUCCCAGCCGUCUACUAAGCCAACCAAAAAGGGAUAGAUCAUUAUUAUUAUUUUAGGUCUAGCCUCUUGUUCAGAAUAUUGUCUAACUCUGCACUGUUAGCCAAGUUUUUCCCAGGUUGCAAGUGGUGGUUAAAAAAAAUAAAAAAUAAAAAAAAUAUAUUAAAACCUAAUUUUCAAGUAAUAGAACAAUUUAGAGGGUCAAAAACAGGGCACUACAGUUUUUACACAAAUCGUAUCCCCUCUGAAUGAGUAAAAAGUAGCUAUUAUUUUUUUAGUGAGAACAAACCAGUUUUAUAUUGCAUGUCGUUGUUGCAAAGAAUCUGAGCUUCUCACUUGUGAGUACAACCAAAACCCUCAGCACUAGAAUGAAUGACAAACAACCUUAUAUUUCUGUAGAUAUAAACAAAUAGAGGAAAUUGGAGAGAGAGAAUUGCCAUAUUGCAAUUAGCAGGAAAAUAUAGGAAAACCUAAUGAGCAAAAUGAUUUUGGUGGGGAGUAGAGAUUUAACAACUCCUAGUUUAAGCUGAGCCGUAUUUAGAUUGUAGAUGAUUAGUAAAGUCACAUGUAAGGCAAUAUCUUCACAUGGGGAAAACAAGUAUGAAGAAAGAGAAUUAAAAAAUAAUUAUAUGUGUGUUAUACAGUAAUAAUAAAGAAAGCAUGCACUGACCUAAGAUCAAUGGGGUUGCUAAAAUUAUUUAUAUAUCGCCAGCAAAUUCCAUAGCGGUGUAUGAAUUGUUUACAUAAAUACAGCACUUGAUUUAAUCUGAGCCAGUUGUGUUGUGUUAAAGUUAGAAAUUCCAUGAUUGCCAUAUUUAAUUUUUAAAUUGAUCAUGUUUAGUUCUCAUGAACUGUUUACAACUUAACUCAUUUCCACUGACACCCACUUCCUUUGUGGUGAGCUCCCAUCAGACAACUGUACUUUUCCUAUAAAGUAAACCAUGUUUUUUGGAGGAGAGGAGGGUGCAUUAUUACUGUAGUAGACAACACAAAUAGUUCUACAUAUCCCUUUAAGAAAUACUUAUCUACCAAUUAUUGCAGCACAAAUAACCUAUGUUGCUUGAAAGGCAAUUUGUGUAAACACAUGAAUCCCCAUGGCACCUCACUAGAAUAUCAACCUCUCCCAACUGUAAUACUUUAAUGAUAUCAACCGAGAAUGUUUUACUGUUUAUAUUCUGUAUAUAUUUUUUUCCGUUACAAGAAUUUAAAUGCACAUUUACCUAUCUUCCCCAAUGCUUAAAGUAUAUUUACGUGUGCCUACACUUGCAUCCCUCUUGACUUUACUCCCAGAGCGCCUCUUUCCAACGUUCUCAUGCAGACCAAUUAUAUGCGCACUCAUGGCUGGUGAAGGGAGGAAGAAAUAGUGAGCACAGGGAGGGUAGCACUACAAUUUUAAAUAAAAACCAUCUGUAAAGUAUAUGUGUGUGUGUAUGUAUAUAGAGAUAUAUACAUAUGUAUAUAGAGAUAUAUACAUAUGUAUAUAUAUUUCGUUCUAUGUGUAUUUUGAGAUAGAUAGAUAUAUAUAUAUAUAUAUAUAUAUAUAUAUAUAUAUAUAUAUAUAUAUAUAUAUAUAUAUAUAUAUAUAUAUAUAUAUAUAUAUAUAUUUUUUUUUUUUUUUUUUUUUUUUAAUUAAACGUAUUUACAGAUUUAUUUUAUAUUAUAUAUAUAUAUAUUUAAUCAAUAUCAUUGUACGUGUGAGUGACUUCAAGGAUGUAUGAAUGGUGGGCAGGCAGAGCAAACUUCCCCAUGGUAUUUGGCCCCAUCUGUUGCCAGCGCCCUGAUGACAGACUUAUAAUAUACAGUACAGUUUGUCAGUUCGGGGUUGAUGGUGUAACAAGCCCCCCGCACACAAUUCCAAAUAUCUCUGAAUGUGCAAUGCUUCAAGCUAAAUCUGCACAUACAGACUCCUACCACUAUGACCACUUCUAAAAUCUGUAGUGGUCAUGGUGGUUGGUAUAAUCCUUUAAAUGAGCCCAGGAGCAAUAUACUGGAGCUACUUUCAUGUAAACAUUACAUGCAAACACACCUCUGUAUUAAAACGCUAAAAUGAUAUACAAACACCAACUCUACACACACAAGCACACCUGCUCCUUACUAUUAUAAUCUGUUUACUGUCUGUAGAAACUAGUGUAUGUAUACCAAAAAACUAAAACUUGCUUUUAUAAAAAAAAAAAAAGGAAAACAUUACACUCUGCUAAUUUAAAGUUUUGUGCAACUUUUGGUAUUCCACGUUGUUGAUACACUACAUCUAAAGGGUUCAGCGGUUAAAUUAAUUGGAGGUUUUUAUGUCCUGCUCUGUUAAUUGAAGUUUAAAUACACAGGAGGCUCCUGUAGGAUCUAGCAGGCUAUUAACAGAGCGGGCGUUAAGAAAUGAUAAAUUAAGCAGAAUGUGCAAUAAAGAAAGUUUCACCAUUAGAUCUCUAAUUACAAGAAAUGUGUAGAAAGACUGUGGAAGUCACAUGCAGGGAAGUGUGACUAGGGUUGCAUAAACAAAGUGAUUUAACUCCUAAAUGGCAGAUAAUUGAGCGGUGAGACUGCAGGGGCAUGAUCUAUACACUGAAACUGCUUCAUUAAGCUAAAGUGGUGCAUAUAGUGUCCCUUUUAAUGCUAAAGCAUUCAAAAGUGGUUUAACACUUAAAGGUAGGUAAUUUAAAUUAUUUUUAUAUAUAUAUAUAUAUAUAUAUAUAUAUAUAUAUAUAUAUAUAUAUAUAUAUAUAUAUAUAUAUAUAUAUAUAUAUAUAUAUAUACAUAUAUACACAUAUAUAUACACAUAUAUAUAUAUAUAUAUACAUACACACAGUCUACGUGUAUUUUAAUAUAUACAUAAUUCUAUUAAUAUCAAAAUACACGUACAAUGAUAUUGAUUAAAUAUAUAUAAUUUUUAUUAUAUAUAUAUAAUAAAAUAAAUAAAUCUGUAAAUACGUUAAAAAAAUUAAUAUAUAGAUAUCAAAAUACAUGUAGAACUAAAUAUAUACCUAAGUAUAUAUCUCUUUCUCUAUUAUAUAUAUAAAAUAGAGAAAGAGAUAUAUACUUAGGUAUAUAUUUAGUUCUACAUGUAUUUUGAUAUCUAUAUAUUAAUUUUUUUAACGUAUUUACAGAUUUAUUUAUUUUAUUAUAUAUAUAUAUAUAUAUAUAUAUAUAUAUAUAUAUAUAUAUAUAUAUAUAUAAUAAAAAUUAUAUAUAAUCAAUAUCAUUGUACGUGUAUUUUGAUAUUAAUAGAAUUAUGUAUAUAUUAAAAUACACGUAGACUGUGUGUGUGUGUGUGUAUAUAUAUAUAUAUAUAUAUAUAUAUAUAUAUAUAUAUAUAUAUAUAUAUAUAUAUAUAUAUAUAUAUAUAUAUAAUCUAAGUAUAGAUGUUAUUUUACACUGUUUUAACAUUUAAUUAUUUUAUUUUCAGACAGCAGGGAGAGUACCUGUCAUAACAGGCACUCCCCCUGCUGGCAAUGCCUUGGACAGCUAUGCCGUCCAUGUGAUCGUGAGGUCCUCGCAAGGACCUCGCGAUCACAUGGCCCAGGGUGGCCGAAGAGGAAGCAGGGUGAGUCCCCAUACCGCGAACGCCGGCGACCGGGUAAGUACAAAGGACGGUUUGGGCGUUCUAUGCCGCCCUGCGGCGUUUAGAGCCGCUUCCUUAAGGACAGCAUAGAACGCACGCCAUCCGUAAGGGGUUAAACACUGUCUUGCAGAAAUUGUUUUCUAAAAGCUUUGCUAUAUUUAAGUAUACAUGUAUUUUAUACAUGCAAUGCAACCUCCUACAUACACUUCACUCCACAAGAACGUGGUCUAUUCUAAAAGGAACCAAAACUUCCUCAUGGAAAGUGUUUUGUCGACUUUCUGCUAAGCCAACAUUUAGCUCUUAGAAUGGAAUGUGGUAAGUGCAAAGAGGUUUUCACUUCUGUAUUUAUUUAUUUUUAACAACCACAAUAAGCUGCAGUGAUUAUGAUACUUGGAAGAUUCCCUCUUAACCCCUUAAGGACCGAGGACGGUUCAGGACCGUCAUCGGCAUUUUUGCCUUGAGGACCGAUGACGGUCCUGAACCGUCCUAACGGUCAGAGCUACUUACCUGAUCGCCGUCGUUCCCCCGGCGGCGAUCAGCGUGGCUCCGGUUGUGGGGAGACUGCCUGCAGCCCAGACAGUCUCCCACACUGAAUUAGGACCCCUGUGGCCAUGUGAUCGCUUAACACAGCGAUCACAUGGUCACAAUAGGUGUCCAUGUGUCUGCCUGCAGGGGGACUGUCUGUGCUGACAGGCAGUCUCCCUGCAUGUGUAAAAUCAAAAAAAAAAAUAAAGUUAGUGUUAAUUAAAAAAAAUAAAAUAAUUAUAUAUGUGUGUAUAUAUGAUAUAUAGACAUAUAUUAUAUUUAUAUAAUAUAUGUCUAUAUAUCAUAUAUAUAUAUGCCAUACUAAGUGUAUUUUUAUAUUAAUAUGUACUUAUAUUAAUAUAAAAAUACACUUAUAAUUAAAUUACACACGUGUAUAUAUAUAAUAUAUAUAACUAUAUAUAUAUAUAUAUAUAUAUAUAUAUUGUGUAUAUAUAUAUAUUAUUAUAAAAUAUAAAUAAUUUAAAUUAAAUAAAAUUUUUUUUAAAUAAUAAUAAAAUUUUUUAAAAUAAUUAUAUAGCUAUAUGAAAUUUUAUUCUAACUGUAUUUUAAAAUUAAUAUAUAUAUUUAUAUCAAAAUAGACUUAGAAUGAAUUUGUAUAUAUAUCUAUGUAUAUAAAAAUAAAUAAAAAUAAUAAGAAAUAUACAUACGUCCAUAUACAAAAUUACAUAAAUAAUUAUAUAAAUAUGCACGUAGACUUCAAAUAUCUAAAUAUGCAUAUAUAUUUAAAUUCUACGUGCGUAUUUAUGUAAUAUUUUUACAUAAUUCAGUAAUUUUAUUGAUUGCAAUUUGAGGGACCUGCCUGCCAACCCAGGCCGAAAUUCCAGAGAAUUUAAUUUGCUAGCACUGUAUUUUACCCUGUAACGUUCUACGACACCCUAAAACCUGUACAUGGGGGGUACUGUUUUACUCGGGAGACUUCGCUGAACACAAAUAUUAGUGAUUCAAAACAGUAAAACCUAUCACAGCGAUGAUAUUGUCAGUGAAAGUUACUUUUUUUGCAUUUUUCACACACAAACAGCACUUUUACUGAUGAUAUAAUUGUUGUGAUACGUUUUCCAGUUUUUAAACACUAAUAUUUGUGUUCAGCGAUGUCUCCCGAGUAAAACAGUACCCCCCAUGUACAGGUUUUAUAGCAUUUUGAAAGUUACAAGGUCAAAUAUAUGGGUCAAAUAUUUUUACAUUGAAAAUGGCCAGGUUGGUUACGUUGCCUUUGAGAGUGUAUGGUAGCCCAGGAAUGAGAAUUACCCCCAUGAUGGCAUACCAUUUGCAAAAGAAGACAACCCAAGGUAUUGCAAAUGGGGUAUGUCCAGUCUUUUUUAGUUGCCACUUAGUCACAAACACUGGCCAAAGCUAGCGUUCAUAAUUGUUUCUUGCAUUUUUAACACACAAACACAUAUAAAUGCUAACUUUGGCCAGUGUUUGUGACUAAGUGGCUACUAAAAGACUGGACAUACCCCAUAUUGAAUACCCUGGGUUGUCUACUUUAAAAAAAAUAUGUACAUGUGUGGUGUUAUUCAGAGAUUUAUGACAGAUAAUAGUGUUACAAUGUCACUAUUGAUAAAUUUUAAAAAUGUAUGUUUUGAAACCGCAAUAUCCUACUUGUACCUAUAGCCCUAUAACAUGCAAAAAAAAGCAAAAAAGCACGUAAACACUAGGUAUUUUUAAACUCAGGACAAAAUUAUGAAUCUAUUUAGCAGUUUUUUUCAUUCGCUUUUGUAGAUGAGUAAAAGAUUUUUCAAGUAAAAGUCAAAAAACAUGUAUUUUUUUCAAUUUUUCAUCCGAUUUUUGUAUUUUUUUUAAAUUAAAAUACAUGAGAUUAUAUAAAUAAUGGUAUGUAAAGAAAGCCCCUUUUGUCCUGAAAAAAACAAUAUAUAAUUUGUAUGGGAACAGUAAAUGAGAGAGCGGAAAAUUACAGCCAAACACAAACACCACAAAAGUGUAAAAAUAUGCCUGGUCGCAAAUGUACAACAUCGCAAAAACAGUCCAGUCCUUAAGGGGUUAAAGGACCACUAUAGUGCCAGGUAAACAAACUCAUUUUCCUGGCACUAUAGUGUUAAUAGGUCCCCCCCUCCCGCCGGGCUGAACGGGGAGGAAGGGGUUAAACACUCACCUUUCUCCAGCGCCAGGCUCCCUUGGCGGUGGGGACUCUCCGCCUCCUUUCCCCGUCAUCGGCUAAAUGCAAUAGCCGCGCGCGCAUUCAGCCAGUCGAUAGGAAGGCAUUCUCAAUGCUUUCCUAUGGACGCUGGCGUCAUCUCACUGUGAAAAUCAAUGAGGCAGCCAAUAGAGGCUGGAUUAACCCAUAUGUAAACAAAGCAGUUUCUCUGAAACUGUUAUCUUUACAGCUGUAGGGUUAAACCUAGAUGGACCUGGCACCCAGACCACUUCAUUGAGCUGAAGUGGUCUGGGUGCCUAUAGUGGUCCUUUAAAGAACUUUGGUAGCUUUUACCAUUGGGUUUUUAUUUGUGUGUAUGUUUAACUUAUUUAAAAUUGUAGGGAAAUGUGUCUUAAAGGAACUUUAUAGAAAAAAAAUGCAUAUCUACCCCCGUCCCCCUCCAACCAACAGUAAACUUGUGUCACUAAAUACUUAUUUUCCCUGAGCUCUGUGGCCAAUGGCCAAAGUAAGAGCUAAUGAAAGAAUUCUCCCCAAAUUGCCCCUCUCUUUCUAAACCAAACCUAGGUCAUGUCUUUCCUACCCUUCAGACUUUCUCCCAUUCUACUGAACAAGAGGUGGCUGCACUUCUCCUUUCCUCUCACCCCGCCACUUGCCCCGCUUGAUCCUGUCCUUUCUCACCUUAUCAAAUCUCUCUCUUCUUGUCUUAUGCCUUCCUUAAAGGACCACUAUAGGCACCCAGACCACUUCAGCUUAAUGAAGUGGUCUGGGUGCCAGGUCCAGCUAGGAUUAACCCUUUUUUCUAUAAACUGAAACUGCUAUGGUUAUAAUAGGGUUAAUCCAGCCUCUAGUGGCUCUCAUUGACAGCCGCUAGAGGCGCUUCUCACUGUGAUUUUCACAAUGAGAAGACGCCAGCAUCCAUAGGAAAGCAUUGUGAAUGCUUUCCUAUGGGCUGGCUGAAUGCGCGUCUCGUGCCGCGCAUGCACAUUCAGCCGAUGAGGAGAGUCCCCCACCCGGCGCUGGAGAAAGAGGUAAAUUUAACCCCUUCCACCCCCUAGAGCCCGGGGGGGGGGGCCUGAGGGUGGGGGCACAAGUGUGUUUUCCUGGCACUAUAGUGCUCCUUUAACACAUAUCUUUCCCUGCUGCCCUUAAACAUGCUACCGUAGUACCCAUCUUAAAAUAAAAAAAUCUCUUGACCCGUCUUCCCCGUCUAUCGUCCCAUAUCCCUGCUUCCUUUUUUCUCAAAGCUUCUGUAAAGGCUUGUCUUUACCCAUAUGUCUCACUUCCUCAAUUCCAACUCUCUCCUUGACCCUCUUCAGUCUGGCUUCCUCCCCCUCCACUCUACUGAGACUGCUCUUAUUAAAGUCACUGACGCCGUAAUAGCAGCUAAAUCCAAAGGGCACAUGAAAACAGCAAUAUUUACAGCUGCAGGGUUAAGGGUAGUGGGGGUUGGCACCCAGACCACUCCAAUGGGCAGAAGUGGUCUGGGUGCCUGGAGUGUCCCUUUAACAGGGGGUAGGGAGGCUGGACAAGAAUACUUGCAUUACAGGGAGAGUGACCGUGUAGCACAUAUGGGCUUUAGCCUUGUAUCUGCAGUGCAGUCUGUGCUGUGAGCAUUCUUUACACUACAGAAGGCAUAACUCUAUUUUAAUUUGCUGCAAAAGGUACUCUUCUUUUAGAGAUAGGGAAUCGGGAACAUGUUGAGAUUUGAGUGGGGGUGGCUAAGGAGACUGGGUUACACUGCUGAAAACCGCAAAACAUUUUACAGCACUGCAGGAAAACUAAACAGAAUUGGAAGUAAAGAAACUAACCACGGGUCUUUGAGUUUGACUUUAAUUUAAGCCAACUUGUUUAGCUGCCUAGAGUGUCCGUUUAAAGGGCAGCUGUGAUGUAUGAUGUAUCUUUCGCGUUUGGUUAAAAGGCUAUGGCCAUAAAAAAAAUUGGAUAUAUCCGAAUACCAUAACCUUAAACGAGUCCGUCUGAGCACCAUAAACUCUUUUUUUCAGAAUUUCUAAGAGCCUUGGCGGUUAGUUAAAAAAGUAGUGGGGGCGGAGUGUGGCCCCUGGCUGACACCAGAUAUGAGGUCACACUGUUCUAAAACAGUUUGCUUACAUGGUGAAGAGCCAGGGCACACCUGGCACUACAACCUUUUUAGUGUGCUGUAGUGAUUAUGGUGUUUGGAGUGUUCCUAUAACAAUGUCGAAUGUUGAUUUUUAUGAACAUGUUGCCCAUAAGCACAAAACCCUUUUGAGUAGCUAGGAGACAUGGCAUCUUCAGGAACUUUGCUAUAUGGAAACCUAUUCACACCUGGUGCUAUUGCCAAUGCUGUUCUUGCAGAAAGUAAACGGACACUCUACUGCCCAAAUUUAAAAUACAAAUAAAGUGUGUGUGUGUGUAUAUAUAUAUGUGUGUGUGUAUAUAUAUAUGUGUGUGUGUGUGUAUAUAUAUAUAUAUAUAUAUAUAUAUAUAUAUAUAUAUAUCUAUCUAUAUCUCACAAUUUAGUAGAUAUAACCCCCAAUGAAAACAUGAGUGCAUCUAAUUGUGCACUUUUUUGUUUCGUUACUGGCAUAUAUAAAAACAGCUUGCAAAAGCUUCAGAUCUCUUAUCUGAAGCGUUUACAAGCCAUCCCCUUCUUUCCCAGCCUAGACUUUCGUGGCUGUCCAAUCACAGACUUCCCAAUGUAGCUCAAUGAGAAGUCUUUGCAAGGCAGGUGCUCUAGGCAAUUUCUGUCUCUUGAGUUUGACUCCACUAAGCUAACUGGACCUGUUGUCUGCCAGCCGAGGGUGUCGAGUGGACGUAACAAAGUUAAUUUGUAAAAAUGCCAAUUCCGAUUGAAAAAUUAAUCUUUUGUAAAAUUAAAAAAAAAAAUAGUAGACACACUAUCGAGCUAAAGUGCUUAGGUAUGUUUGGGAUGUUACUGAAAUUGAUUUUAAAAAUAUAAACCUGAGACAUAUGAAGGGUCAAGAUCAUCUUUGUGCUAUCAGUGACUGAAUGACGAACAGCUGUUUGGAGUGAUGACUUGUUCAGAUGGUAAAUGUAUAGGUGGAAUCCACCUCUUACAGAAUAUAAAUGUAUUAAAUUUGUAAUUACAAGGCAAUGCAUCACAAUUGAACAAAAAUAUAUAAAUCCGUUGACAGCCUUGUGCUUUUGCUAGAAUACCCCAAGUAAAUUUUGUGUUUCCCCAAUUCCAGGUGGUUGCUGUGGAAACGAUGACAAGCAAUAUGUAUUUGGAGGUUGGGCCUGGGCAUGGUGGUGUAUUUCAGAUACACAGCGGUAAGUAACUGCUUUAAAUUAAACAUAGCUUCUUUUUUUUUUUUUUUUUCUUUUUUUUUUUUAUGAAGGAAAACUGUCAAAGUUUUAUAUAAAUCUACAUUCCAAUUCUAUUCAACAUAUUUUGUUCUUUGGGUUGCUUGGGGUAAAAUAAUCUGUUGGGUUCAUCAAAAGCUCACUUUUAAAAUAUCACAUUUUGAAGGAAUUCUGUAAAGUGAGCAGUUCAGCAAAGUAAACAAAACUCUCACAAUAAAUGUCAAACUUUUAAUAUUUUAUAAUGGUAAGCAAGGACCAAGAACUGUCGGAUAGUCCUGUUGCUUAUAUACAAGAGUUUAUAUUGGGCUUUCACGAACUCCUGGUCAGCUUAUCAAACACUUUCUUAAGGAUAUUUUUAUAGCGGCUUAUAAAAGAAAAAGCUUUUUGUCCAGUGUACUAUAACUACUCCAGACGGCUGCCGUUUUUGUCAGCCUUUUCAGUAACCAUUCUGGUAAUCGGUGGGAUAACAAGCCGGCAGGCAUACCAGCCAGCGACUAGUGAUGCAAGUUCACACAUGUUGACAGUUUUCCUUUAAGAGUUUUUCUUUAAUCCUAUUAAAGGUACAAACCAAGACAAUAUCACAAAAACGGAACGUCAUUCCUGCUAGUAGGCCACAAAUCUGUGUCCAAUUUGUACCUUUAGUUUGAUUUUAUGAAUGUUUAUAUGCAUGACCUGUUCCAUCUCUUGAUUAAAAAUGUAAUAUUUUGAUCUGUGCUGUCCUUUGGUGUGUUAUUGAAUGUUGUAGCACCUCUGACUGAAGAUUUUGAGCAUGCACAAAUUCAUUCAGCUUUCUUUUCCUUUAAAUUGAUAUUUUGUGAUUCGGUGCUGAACUCUCAGUCUUUUUACAACCUCUUCACUUUUCUUAUAUUUUAUAAUUUCCAACCCUAAGCAUCCACUUCCGUUCCAUUGCACCCAGAUUCAGUUUUUGUGGCUUUCACCUGAUGCUUGCUUUAAAAAUCUAUGUACUCAUUAGCCAAAACUGCUCUAAGAUUUAAAGCAACAUCUCAAAGGCGUACACUCCCUGAUCAUCAAAUCUUCUCUUGUCUGCGGUGAGCAGCUGUAGUCCCUUAGGUACAGCAUUACUGGAAGUCUGCAAUUACUAGUGAUCUGAACUACCAAUUUCUUGGCACAUGUUUUCAAUGCUUCCCCAGGUGCUAUAAUUUUACUUGCAGUACAUCUAUAAACCACAGUGUGAAGGAAAUUGCUGCAGUUUCUUAAAAGCAUUAGUUUGAAUGCCAAGAUUUGUAUUUUUAAUUAUUAUUUUUUCUGGUUAAAAUACUAUUGCCACCACCAGCUUGCAUUAGUUAAAUUUAUAAAGAAAAGGCAAAGUUAACCUGUCACUUGCACUGUAAAAUGAUAGCGCACUAAAUUUCAAUCUACAUUAUAAUAACUGGGUGGCCAUGAAAACAAAUGCAAAUCUCUUAGCUGAGUAUAGACAAGAUCUGGUGAUUCAAGUGUUGUGGUCUACAAAAGUCCUGCAUGUUGUUUGCUUUACAUCUAGUGAGUAGCCUUUUAAAUCUGUUGUUUUUAUUUUUGCUCACCUUGUGAAAUUCUCAUUCCAUAACAGACGCAUCCUAUGUGCACGCUCUUCCACUGUAGAACAAAUUACUGAAAUUACAAAUAAAAUAAGUAAAAUGGUAAUAUUUUGCCGUAAAAUCAGUAGCUAUUACAAAUGAAUACAUUUGGUUAACAGUCCUGAUUUUUUUUUUGUCUUACAAAAUCUUAAAGAUUUUGUUCCUUACUGCUCAGUAAUAUCAAGCAGUAUAUACACCUCCGGAUACACAUGACCCCAUGCUCAAUGUUUGGGAGUCCAUGCUUUGCGUUUCUAAUAUUUCUUUCUUAUUUAUUUUUUUUCUUUUCUAGAUAGGAGUGGUAUGGAUUUUUGUAUUUCCUUUUUAUUAUUUUUUACUAGACUUGCAUUGACACUUAGAACUGUAAAAUUCUUCUUUGUUUCAUAUGAGUGCCAUUUUGUAUAUAAAGUAAAAAAUAGGCUGUAUUUUAUUAUUUUUGCGCUAAUUCUGUAGAUACCUGUUUGUUCAAAGCAUCACCUUGUGCCAUCCACAAGAAUUAUUGAAAAGACUUUGUAAUCUGGUAUCACUGGUUUGUGGUGUACACUAAGUUACAUGUGUUUCUUGUAUGUCCUGCACAUGCACUGCCUUUAUCCUGCCUACUUAGAGUAGAUUCAUUUGGUGCUUUCCCCUGGGUUUAUUUCACACAUGCAGACCUUCAAAAGGUAAAGUAUCUUAAGCAUCUUGGAGGAAAACUGCACAGAUUUCAAUAAUAUCUGUAUAAUGCAGAAUGAGCUUUACAUUUCAGGUUGGUUCUAGUAUGCUAACAUUGACUGCAUUGUAGCGUAGUAAGUUUAUCAUAGCAAGUGCAUAUCAGUUCGGCAAGGGCACCAGGGCCCCAUGGAUUGUGUGUACGCCACUGCCUGCAGGCAUUUUAAUGUAAACACUGUCUUUUCAGAGGUAAGGCAGUGUUUUCAGUACUGCCCAUGAACACCUCUAGUGGCAAUCACUCAGACUGCUUCCUGGAUCACAUUCAGUCUCCAUGCCCGCAUGGAAUCGUUGAUCGGUCCUUAGAGAUGCAUUGAUUCAAUGCAUCUCUAUGAGGAGAUGCUGAUUAACCUUGUAUUUUGCCACGCAUGUGCAAUUGCCUCCCAAUGCUUCCCUAUGGGAAAGCAUUACAUUGGCUAAAAUAGUCAAUUUUGAUGUCAGCCAAGGAGGCAGAGCGAAGGAUGGAGCAGACUGCCUUGCCACUGGAUUAGAGGAAAGUAACUUAUUUAAUUAGAGAAAUAGUGGAGUGCCCUAAAUAAAAACCAACACGAACAUUAUAAAUAUAUAUGCAAGUAUGUCAUUUUGGAGUUCUCAUUUAAAGGAACACUGUUUGUAUUCCCAACACUGUAGUGUUCCCCCCACCCAAGUAAGGUUUAUAUACCUUACAUCCUGCCGUGCGCUAGUCUGUGAUGCCACGCCGUCUUCUGCCUCGAUCUCAGCCAAUCUAAUGCCUUCCCCAUCAUUGUGAGGCUUGUGUGCAUAUGAUGGCAAAUGCUCUAGGAGAGUCAUUUGAUCGAUAGCAAAGUUGAACUCUAUUAUAGCUGCGAAAUUGCCUCCAGUGGCGAUCUUCCUGACAACUGGGGGCAUGUUAACCCUGCAAUCAAAAAUAUUGCUGUUCCUCCAGAACAGCAAUGUUUUCAGUUACAGGGUUAAAAAGACAGGGGCAUGGGGCACUUAAUUUCAAUGACGUGGUCUGGGUGUCUGUAGAUUCCCAUUUAACUUUAUCUGCUUUAACUUGUACUUUUAAGAUUUUUGCUUUUGUAAUGAUGAUUUGUAAUUCUGUGACAUUCAUAAUUUGUUGCUAUACAGAAAAAGAAAAGGCCUUCAGCCUAUCAUUAUAGAUUUGCUUGCCCAUUUUCAGGUUUUUAACAUCAGCAUUUUACAUUUAUUUAUUUAUCUUCUUUAUGAUAUAUGGUUUUAUAAGGUUUUGGUUGUGGUGUGGUUUAUUUAUUUAAUUCUUAAUUUUACCUGAGCUCAACUAACCUAAUGUUAUGGUUAUGGCUCCACAGAUUCUUACUUGCUUGAAUGUUUUUGUUUGUUUGUUUGUUUGUUUUGUUUGUUUUUUUUAAUUAAGCUUUUGUUUUUGUCUUAUUAUUUUUUUUGGUGUUUUAUUUUUUUAGAUAAAGUAUACGGAGAGGGACCCCGUUCUCCUUAGUGUCUACUAACUGAAACCUUAAGUUACCCAUUUUCGUUCCAAAAAUGGUAACUCUAAGAUGGCAUCUCCAUUUUUUUAAAUUUGAAUUUUUAAUUUGUCAGCAGACAUUUUUAAUAGUAUUAUCCAACUUUUGGCAUUUUAUUUGUUGCCUUUUAGCAGAUACCUAGUGAUAUGUACCAUUUCACUUCCCUGCACUGCUCAGGAGUGGGGGGGCUGAAGUACAUUAUUAAUAUCAAUAGAUAACUGAAAUUCAAACCUAUAAACAAAAAACGUAAACAAUUCCUUAAAGGAUUUCUCAAGUAGUGAGCUAAGUAGGAAGUUUAUUAUAAUUCUAUUUACUCUCAAUUAUGCAAUGUCCUGCAGUGGAAGAGGUACCUAGUUUUCCAUUCAUGUUUGUGCUUUGGACAUUGUGUUGCUGUAUUGUGUAAUUUUUUUUAAUUUUUUUUUUUUUUUAAACUAUUGGUAUUGCGUGAGAGAUGGACAGUCUGUAUGGAAUCAGAAUACUGGUAAUUCAUUAUUCCAGCAAGUUAAGUAAAGCAGUUAAUUAUGGUUUUGUGGAACUUGGUUUAGGACACAACUCCGUUCACACUUAAAGCGGCUCUAUCUCCAAAAAUAAACUUUUGUUUAAAUUGUUUCUGUACAGAUUCUUGUCUGAAUCUGUUUCUUUUUCCUGGGUGCUCAAGUUUUCCAUAAAAUAAAUCAGGACAAGUAGGGACUAUUUUUCUUAUGUAUAGCAGUCAAGUUGACAAUUGGUGGGGCUUAGAACAAGAUUCUGUUACAGUUGCCAGUCAAAUUUACCCACAAUCAAUCGGUAAAAUCAGUCUCACUGAAGGGUAAACAGAAGACUUUAUCGGCAGAGGAGAACAAAAUGGCUGCAUUCAGAUGUUGAGAUUCAGCGCAAGAAAAAAACUAAUAUAAAUAAAGGAAAGUUGCAUGGGUGGGAGUAUAAUGAAGAUACAGGGGGCAUAAGGAAAUGAAAACCAAAAGGAAACAAAAAUCAUGACCGUGACACUUUAAUCAUUUUUGGUAGACUAAAAGUGAUGAGAUUUGCAGCCUGGCUGCUGCUGAUGAGCUAUAGUUGCUCUGCAUCCGUGUAUUGAGUUAUAAUUGUAUAAGGGCUAAAGGUAAGGAGGCUUUGAAAUAAUUAAAAGAAACCUGUGCAUCAUUACCAUGAGAAGACGAAGUUCCUCUUGGGUUUCCAAGCAGGUUACACAACUGGCUGCAUAUUUGAGUCCCAAAAUGCAGGUGGUUCAAGGACCUUUAACUUACAUGAAGUCACCUUUCACUCUGUGUGCAGUUGUAUCACUCCUUCUAUACUACAGUUUUACCCACCUCCAACCUAAAGUCUGAUCACACUGCAUGGCUAAUCCAUUUUCUUAAAAUCCGAAUCACACAACCCUGUUUUUUGUGGUGAACUUCUUUAACUUUCUGGUAACCACUUUGUGUAUUUGCUGUCCUCCUCCCCCUUAUUUAAUGCUGCUCAGACUGUCAUUUGAGGUUAUGACAAUCCUCUGUCGCUGUGAGAAUAUUGAGACUUCGGAGGGGGUCCCUCUGUACGUGACAGGGGUUGCACAGGUAAUAAAUUCCCAGCUUCCUAACAUUUCUCUUCCGAUUCAUUCUUUUUUUUUUUUUUUUCUUCUGAACGCAGCUACAGCAUCAAGAGGAUCCUUCACUAACUUCUUUUCCCACUAAUAUUAACAAAAUAUCAACUUUCGUUCCCAUAUUGUUCACCCUCUUUAACUUAGCCAGCAGUCACCUUGUUUGCAAUGUGAAGCUCUAUGUAGAUGGUUUUUUAUUUAUUUUUUUAAAUCCGUCUAGCCUCAAAACAAAUUGAUUUCAUACAGGCGCUAAUGGUUUAUCAUGUUGUAGUGGAACUUUGGUAGGACAAUCAUUUAACAGAAGUUGGUUUUAAAGUAAAACUUUUUGUAAUUUUUUAUUUUUUUAUUAUUGAAAUAGAUUGUGUAAUGUAGCCUUGUAUGCAUUUGUUUCUCUAAUGCACACAGACAAGUUACAAAACUAAUUAUUAGUGCAUCUUCUUGUCUUUUCUUACCCUUGCUCUAUUAAUCUGUGUACAUUUUACUUGGAUUUAUGAAAAAUGGGAAGGCGAAAGUGUGAGAGAAAUGGCAGGGAAGAGACGGUGAGAUUGAGAACAGUCACGUGCAGUCUGAGUUGGAUAGACACUGUGGGGGGGGAGAUGGCAACUUGGAGAGAGAUGUAUGAGACAUUAGCUGAGAGAAACUAGAAAGGCAAAAAAAGCUUAGGAAAAAGACUGCGCACAGCGGUAAAUCUGGGUAGUGGUGGGGGGGGGAGGAGGGAAGUACCUUUUUUUUUUUUUUUUUUUUUUUUUUUUUUUUUAUCGUUUCUCCUCAUUCUUUUUUUCUAUCAUAAAGCAUUAUUUGUUUUUAUACUGGCGUUUAGGAGUAUGUUGGUACUAUAAUCAAAGCAUGUUAAUAUUGAUGCCCGUUCAGCAACAAUGCCAAAUACAAACUUUUUUCCCAUUAUCCAUUGCUGUGGAAAUGUGUAUAUACUUUGCAAUCAGUCUUUUUGCAACAGAUUGAUGGCAUAGCUGUAGUAUUUUCGAGUCAAUUACCAAACUUAUAUAUAAUAUGUCUUCUUUAAUGCAAUAUAUUUGGUAACAUUUAAUCUGUGUAAAAUGUAGCCGUAUUCCCUUGUCAAUUUAUACAUAUAUCAUUUGUUGCAAUGCUUAUGUGACUUCAUUGGAGGUUGUUAAACUUGGCUCGUUGAAGUUAAUUGGGGAGAAAGUGUCUGGACGCCAUCCCAAUGGUUUUAAAAUUAAAGUUUCACCCAUGACACCAGGCACCGCUGGCUUCCUUAUUUGUGGACACUGCAGUAUUAGGAAGGUUUGUUGGGCACCCGGUGAUGGGCUGAGAGUGGCUGCCCAUUGAGUAAAACGAAUCAUAAAAUUAUUUAGAUUUAGCUUUUGCACUUUUACUUUGAUUACUGAUUUGGAGCAUUUCAUUUUUUAUUUGUCUGAUUGUGCAACUUAUUUUUUUCUUCCUCAUUUGGCUGUGUAUUGGGUAAGUUGACUGUAUGUGGUUGCAUAGAUCUGGGAAUAGUAACUGAAUACAAGAAAAAGGAAAUCAUCAACAGUUAUCCCAAAAAUGUUGUACAUUAUCUUAUUGCUAUAUAGUAAGUGUCACAUGAAUUGACACAUGCCUCUGCGAAAUGAAAAGAAGUUUACAAAAACUUUUAGGAGCUGGGUCUAUAGAGUCCUUGCACCAUAACUACUACAAUCGUAAGUGUCCAUUUAUUUAAUAGUAAGUGUCCAUGCUAUGGUAUCCAUUUAUUUAUUCACCCAUUUUAGUUGAUGUUGCCAGAUCUAAAUUUGAGUAAAAUCUCCCAAAAAUAGCCAUCUUAACUUACACAUUUGUUAGCAAAGUUGCAAAGUAUUUUGUUUUGUUUCUUUUAUAAAUGAUUUUGCGUUUUAAGGAUGCUCAACUUUUUCUCCAUCUGCAUGUCUCCACUCUAGCCUGGGGAGAAUAUCGGUGGCACGAGUUGGCCAUCGGCAAAUGCAUAAGCCGUGAUUGCCCAAUAGAAUGCUUCUCACAUGAACGCAUAGACGAAGGCAUCCCUGUGGAAGCUUUCUCUGUCCGCUGUGAGCUUGAUGAGUAGGGGUUGUUCUAAAACCCAUUCAUAAAAGUAACAAAUACAGUUAGAGACAGACUAGGCAACUAAAUGUCUUCAUCUCAUUGAAGUGGUCUGUGUGAAGUGUCCCUGUCCCUUUAACCAUGCAGCUGAAAAUAUUUACAUUGUAAGGUUUACACUGCCUCUAGUGGCUGUCUCCUCGAUUCACAGGUACUUUAACCUUGUGAAACUAGGCUGGAUUUGGGAAAACACCAUAGGAAAGCACUGAUUCAAUGCUUCCCUAUGGGGAAGGCCUAGUGCGCUUGCGACACUUGCCACACAUGCCACACAUGCAUGUUUGGUUUCCAGAUCACUGUGACAUUUGCGGAAGUGGAGCCCAGUCGAGUGCUGGGGUACCUCGGCACUGGAAUCAAGUAAGUGAAAAAAAGGGUUUUAAUCCCUUAAUUUGCCAGCACGGUCAGAUGAACACUAUAUGGUGUUAGGAAUACGAAACUGUAUUCCUAACACCAGGGACGUAUUAGCCGCAAGGCUGACAAGGCAUUUGCCUUGGGCGGCAUUUUUCAGGGGGCGGCAAAAAACGCCGCCCCCCAAAUGCCCAGGGCAAAUGCCUUGUUAGCCUUGUGGCUAACAGACAUCCCGAGCGGGCGGGCAGCGCUGGGCGGGCGGCUGGCGAGGGAGCACUUCCCCCCAGAGCUGAGUGCUGAGCUCCCUCGCGCGCCGCAGAGUGAGGCUGGGAGCCGGAAUAUGACGUCAUCUUCCGGCUCCCAGCCUCACUCUGCGGCGCGUGAGGGAGCUGAGCAGUCAGCUCAGAGGAAGUGCUCCCUCGUCAGCCGCCCGCCUGACCGGCAGCCACUGGACCACCAGGUAGAGAUAGACUUCCCCCCCAGCACUCCCAAAGGUAAGGAGGUUGGGGGGGAUUUAAAUUUAAAAAAAAAAAAGUUAAUGUGUGUGUGUGUGUCUGACUGUGUGUGUGACUUGUGUCUGACUGUGUGUGUGACUUGUGUCUGACUGUGUGUGUGACUGUGUCUGACUGUGUGUGUUUGUGUCUGUGUAUGUGUCUGACUGUGUGUGUGUGUGUGUCUCUGUUUGUAUGUGUGUGUGUUUGUGUCUGACUGUGUGUGUCUCUGUUUGUAUGUGUGUGUUUGUGUCUGACUGUGUGUGUCUCUGUUUGUAUGUGUGUGUGUUUGUGUCUGACUGUGUGUGUCUCUGUUUGUAUGUGUGUGUGUUUGUGUCUGACUGUGUGUGUGUGUGUUUGUGUCUGACUGUGUGUGUGUCUGACUGUGUGUGUGUGUUUGUGUCUGACUGACUGUGUGUGUGUGUGUGUUUGUGUGUGUGUGUGUAUUUAGAAGGUGGGGCGGGGGCAAGGGUUGGGUGGGGGUGGCGCGGGGGGAGGGGGGCGCCUGAGUUUUGUCCUGCCUAGGGCAGCACAAAACCAGGAUACACCACUGCCUAACACCAUAGUGUUCCUUUAAGUGUUAAAGGCGCUUCAAUGAUUUCUAUACAAUCACUAUUGCCACUCCAAACUUAGAUGUCCUCAUGCAAACCCCCAAUAAAAUUGCAAAUACAAAAAACUGUUAGGUGCAAAUAUAAUAAUUGUUAUAACCAGCGCAAUGUGGAAACCGAGGCAUAUUGCUUCUCCUUUAAAUCACUGGAUUGUACAAACCGAUUGGGAUCAGUAACUUUUGACAGAAAGGCUGUUAACAGAGCAUUAUGGGAGCCGUCGUCAAAUCCUUAACACAUAGAAAGGAAAUCCACAUUUUCAGUGGGCCGUUUCUAUCUAGUUGGGAGGAUAAUGGCAAAUGCUUUUAGUAGUAGUAGUAAUAGUAGUAGUAUUAUUUUAACAAGUUAUUUUAUACAGACUGGCACCAAUAUGAAACAAUACCUAACCCCUUACUGGGUAAAAAAAAGAACUGAUUAGUUUGUUUUUUAUAUACAAAUUUUAGUUUGUUUGUUUUUUAAAUGUUUUUGGCAUUUUCAGGAUAAGAGCACCAAAUAGUUUUAUUUUUGUUUGGGUUUUUUUUUUUUUUUUAGCAGGCGAGUCAUGAUUUUGAGUGAACACUGUUUUCUCAAGCUAAAGUAGACCUUCCACCUUUGAAAGGUUUCUCAUGGAUUUUAGUUUGAGAUAAACUGUGUGGUUUUCUUUCUUAGUAAGUAAGCAUGCUUUUUAAGCUGCUUUGCAAGCUUAAUGUCUAGUAUCCUUUAUUUAGGGAAUACUUGUGUAUUCUAUCUGUAAUUUGUAGUUUGCUGUAGAAAUAAUGCAGUCUUUCCAAAGAAACAUUGAGAAAUGGUUCUUCUGUAAUAUGAUUUAAUUACGGUAGUAAUGCCCAACUUGGUGUGAUAGAUUAAAUGGUAAUAUCCCCAAAACCUUUUUGUUGAGGUUUACUAUUGUACUACACACAUCAUCCGUCUAUUUGAAAAUAGUUUUUGUAAAUCCCUGCAGUAUUUGUGAAUUUUUAUAUUUUAUUUUUCCAGCUUCACCUCAGCCACCUUUGUACCACCCCUUUCUGAGUUGGGUGGGGGGGAGAAAUUGUAAGAGCUGUCUGGGAGAGGUUGUAUGGUGUGUGUGUGUGUGUUUUUUUCUGGUGGGGACGCUCCAUCUCUGCCAGUAUUCAGGUGCUCAGUCAAUGACUCUGAGAGCCGGCGGUGACUAAUUUUGAGUCACGAAGAAGUGCCGGGGGACUGUGAGGGUACUCUUAGAGUGGUCUGACUCUGUAUCUGAUAUUUUUUCCUUUUGAUAUCUAUACCUGAUAUUGGCACAGACCACCACACUCAAUCAAUGAAGUGAAGAGGCACAGCGCUGUGCAGCGAGAUCUUUUUUGAUCUUCGUGCUGAGUCGAGUCGGUGUGGUUUAGAGCCAGAGUUCUGGGCCCUAGUCUGAGCCCAAGCCCUAGGCGGCCUCUUGGUCAGCAUAACCUGAAAACUGAAUCUGGGCAUGGUAGAUAAAGUAUUAUGGAAACAGGUAGGUAAGUUUUCAGGGGCAUCUUCUUUGCACCAUAAUAACUACAUAAUCUGCAGUUUUAUGGUGAUUGAAGGCUAAUAUUGUGGUCUAUGGAGCGCAGCUUAUAAAUAAUACCAUGUAUUGCCUCUUUGACACUGGAAUAAUCUUUUCUCCUUCUCUUGGUAAAAGCUGUCUCUUAAACAUACUAAUUAGUAUAGAAAAAGACAAAUUGUUUGAACGUAUCAGCAGCUGAGGUUCACGUUUUAGCAUAUAAUUCCCAUUAUACUUUUUUGGAAUUGUUCAUUCUCACACUGCCACUUAUUGACAAAAUGUGCCAUUUUUCAAAUCUGAGCUGAGCAUUGCUGUUAAUGUGACUGCUGGUUACAAAGGGGGGAUAAACAUGGGAGGUGAGAAGCUGAUAUCUAUUCUCUGGCAAUGUGCAAAUGUCUUACCUUUUUUGGCAGGAUUUCCCUAGAGAUAUUGACGUUACAACCAAAAUGCGAGGACGUUGAGACGGCCGAGGGGGUAGCUAUAACUGUCACGGGUGUGGCACAGGUACAGUAACCCACAGCACAUCAUUUUCGGAAUGCAUGUCAACAGGAACUGUAAUCAUGUGAUCAAAAGGCAGAUGGCAAGAAAUUCACCUACUGUAGUUGUAAACGAUGGCAAAAUGUGUCUUAAUCUGUAUAAUUAAAGGGACAUAACAUUUAAUUAACUUGGAAGAAAGCAGCUGUUACCAACUGGUUGGAAAAAAAAUUAAAUACCCAAAUGGUUAUUUUGGCUCCUGAACUGUUGGUGGGACUUCUUUGCAAACUGUAAAGGUCCUGUCUCUAAUGAGCUAAAAUGCAUUAGAGAUGGGAGUACUGGCUAAUAAGUUUGUCUGUUCACAUGUUUAUUUCAAGAAGCAUGACCGUAUCGAAUAGGUGACAUACCUUUUUCAGCUUCUUGGGACAGUAGGCAUGAGGGGGUUUCCAUUACACCGUUUAAUAUCUGAUAGUUCAGGUUAGUGUUAUUUUAGUAGUAGGUGCAUUCACUUGUGUGCCAUCAAGGUAAUGGGUGCAUUUUGACAACUUCUGGUCCCAUUAAAAUACUGUGAGGAGAGUCACAAUGCCAUAAAUCAGCAUCACUUCCAUGCAGUGUGUAAGCUACAGUGAUAAUUUUGUUGAGUAAAGAGUUUUUUUUUAAUUUACCCAACUAAAACAAUUCAGAUGGCUAAAAUACGACUAAAAUAGCAUUUUAGUGAAAAGACUAUGACUAUAUAAAACUCAAUUUAAAUGAAUGCUGUGGAAGGGGCAAAAGAGACAGACCAGGGUUUGGGGGAGAGACACCUAGAGGGGCUGAGAGGACACACAGAGGGGCUUGGGAAGGGUUAAAGAGACAGAGGCUGUAACUAAACCCAUUAGAUUUUAGUCGAGUCAUCUAAAAUCUAGUGGAGAUUUAGUCGACUAAAAUACAACUAAAACUAAAGUGGCAUUUUAGUCAAAAGACUGUCUAUAAAACGAAAUUUGCUGCAAAAAUUAACACUGGUAAGCUACAAGUUAUAUAAAGUGGUCACGGUACCUGGAGUUUGUCUGCAGUGUUUUGCUAUGAAACACUGCACAUACAAAGCUUUACCCCUUGAUGUCUGAUGUGUAACUCCAGAUGCCUCUUUGGGGUACAUUUCUAUGUACAGAGUUGUAUUUGUUGGAUUUGCCCAGGCAGUGAAUGACCGUCAGGAUUGGCAUCUGGCUUCUGCAGCUUGCCAGCCAUAAUGGACCAUAUGCACCUGGUGAGAGCCCAUGUAACAGGGUCACCUGUUACAAAACUUUGCCCCAUUACCAGAAAAUGGGCUGUAGUGGUUAUGGUGCUUGGAGUAAACCAUUUAAAAAAGUGUUCUUCCAGUAUGUAACUUGCUUUCUUAUAUAAAUGUUAUAAAAAUGCAUUAUGCAUUCCUUAAAUUAUACAAACAAUUCCUUUUAUAGCAUUGAACUACUUGGUGCAUUCCGGAUAAUGUGGUGUUGGAAGAUUUUACUUAAAACUUGGAUAAUGGCAGAAAGGGGAUAAUGAAUCGAGAUUGUUAAAUGAAAUAGAAUUCUGAUUCACACGCCAUUUUUUAAGUUAGAACAUUUUGCUAAUGCGAUACUGCAAAACGAUCUUUAAGAUCUUAUAGUAGUAUUGCUCCAUCAUGGUAUGCUAAGAAUGUGCAACUCACUGGGCAAAUUUUACCUGUGAUGUACUGUCAUUGAGGUGGGCAUGUCUUUAACAAGUGAAACCAAGGGUUUGUCAGUUGACUAUAGAAUCUAUUCAACAACAUGCUUUUGGAAAAGUCACUAGUUUUAAAAUCAUGUAGAGCCAUGUCAACUGAAUGCAACCUCAGACCCUACCAUUAAUGAAUCUGUUAUCCUAAUUUUCAUAUUGAAAAUAUAACAAACGUUUUAAAUACAGAAGAUUGCUAAAAUUACAAAUGCCUUAUUUUUGGCAGCAUUUGUAUAUUCAUGUAAAAAACGUGUAAUCUGAUAUUCUACUGUAAUGGAUCAACGAAGUGGGUAACUUAUGCUCUGUUAGCAAAUGCACAUUCUUGCUAUCAUUAGAUGGCAUCUUAUCACUCUUUCAUUUUCAUUCCAAUCAUGCUAACAUGACACUAAUAUUUGAAAUAUAUAUAUUUUAAACACACCUCUUCUUUAGAAGACGAUACAUUUGUUGUAAAUAUCAGUUAUUAUAUUGUAACUAUUAUAUAUAUUAGAUAUAUAUUUUUUUUCUUCAUGUAAAAUGCAUGAUAUUGACUUCUACACAGGAUAUGACUGUAUUUUGUGUUAACAGUUUGUCUUCCACAAAAUGGAUACACUGCCUUGAUCAGUCCUUGGCUGCCAUGCUUACUCUUCUUUUCAACUUUUAUGGAAGUAGUGCAUGGUUACAAAAAGGAUUAACAUGGCAUGUUUGAGUGCCCUUACUAUGAGUCAUACAAACUAUGUUUUAAUUGGUCUGUGCAUAGGAUUUUGUCAAAACUGGGGAUUCCCUGGCACCUCCCCCUCACCAGCUCAUGGAAUAAUGAAGAAUUAAAUGUUGGUCAAAUAAUUUGAUGGCUUGAGCACACAUUUCUCUGAUGAGCUUUAAUCGCUGGGGGUGUAGUUAAUUGGCUGCACUGAAUCUCCUUUUCUAUGUCACAGUUACCAUUUUAGCAGCUUAGCAUGGCCACACUGAUUUGGCACCGCUGAAUCUUGCUGUUGUCCUGCUUGGAAUGCCUGUCAUUGUAUUGUGUGCUCACGCUGUACAAAUAUUUUGUACGGGUAAGGAGGAAGUGAAAUUCUUUCUCAUUCAGUCAGUGAUUUGAAGGGAGGGCAUUGGUUGCUAGGGAGUCAACUGGUUUUUGUCAAGCAGUUUGUCAUGAGAGAAUUUACAAUCGCUCUUUAAAUGGUGUGCUAUUGUAAAGUCCCUCACGUCAAAGAAAAGAUUCAAAACUAUAUAAUGUGUGACUUUUAAUGUUAAUGAUCUGCAACAUGUGCCUGGAAAACAAAACAAAAACAAAAAAAACUCCUCCAUCUAUUUGUUUGGUAAAAUGUUCAAAUCUUCUUCACAUGUCCAGAAGCAGAUUCUAAGCACUCUCACCAAUCAUUACUUUUCUCCAUGGCUGCCAGAACAGGAUUAACCUUAAGGCAACCAUAGGCGGCCACCUAGGGCCCAGGACUUUCACAAUGUCCCCAGAAUCAUGAAUUUGUUGGGUCCCAUUAACCAUUUCUUUGUGAAGAAAGAAGGUGGAGGUAACCUGCCUAAGGUCCCUGGGAUAUAAAUCCUUCUCUGAUGGCUGCAUCAUUUUUGCUGGAGAACUUCCAAUCCAAAAGCUUAAUUCAAGCUCCAAAACCUCUUUAAUCACGAAUACAAGCGUAGUUCAAGAAACCUUUCAAUUACGGCUUGGCAAACACUGUUGUUUCUUUGAAAUUUUGCUUGUAUUGGUGAAUAAUAAUAACUUAGACUGAGAGAGGGUCAUUUGGGGCUUUCUUUAUAUAUGCUCCUAUAAAAACCUGGAUUGCUACAGCAAUGCAAUUUACAGGCAGAUUUCAACCUGCUACUGCAAGCCCUUAGGUGUGACUGUAAAAAUCAAUAGUAAAGUGAAACGUGACAAGUAUAGAUGUCUUUCAAAUUUUGGGACCCCACAAAUUGAAAAAUUGGCUCACCUAAAGGGUGCAUAAAAAUGACUUAUUACAGUCUUAUUUGAAUAUUGCUGUUGGCAGUGGAAAAAAAAAAGACCAAAUCAGCAAGAACUCUCUUACGACGAAUAGUCCAUGCCAGUAUUAUCUGAAUACCAAUAUGCUGAAAUGGACAUUUUAGCAAGUAAAGUUGCAAAUUUGUUUUGUUUGUGUUAUGAUACCUGUUUUUUGCUCUUUUCCACUUUUUCUUCUUCUAAUUUGUGUUACAAUGUAUUAUCCAUGACAUGUUGUUAUCCCACGAGAAUGUGAAGUAUCCUAUUGGAAACAUUGCUGUUCUGAUGAAAUAUUGGCUUACAGAAUUAUUUAGUCGAAUAAGGGCACUGUUUUUACAUGACUGUUAAAAUAACAAACCAUUAAAUGUUAUAACUUCAAUCUGUCAUGCACUUGCUUGCACCAUAAUUUAGUUAUUUUCAUGGUCAAUAGUUACUGGCCUUUUUUUCAAAUGAUUGCAAGGCAGUUUUUUUUUUAUUUUUUUUUAUUAUAUACAUUGAUCAGCCACAACAUUAAAACCACUGACAAGGAUAGUGAAUAACAGUGAUUUUUUUUUUUAGUGAUGAUGGCACCUGUCAAUUGGUGGGAUAUAUUAGGCAGCAAGUGAACAGUCAGUUCUUGAAUUUCAUGUGUUGGAAGCAGGAAAAAUGGACAAGCAAAACAAUCGGAGUGACUUUGACAAGGGCCAAAUAGUAAUGGGUAGAUGACUUGGUCAGAGGAUCUCCUAAAACGAAGUCUAGUGGGCUCUUCUAUGUGUGCAAGGGUUAGUACCUACCAAAAGUGAUGCAAAGAAGGACAACCGAUGGCUAGACAAACUUCUUUAAAAUAGCAAGUCUUUUUGGGUGUACAAGUUAUGUGAUUAGUACCUACCAUAAGUGGUGAAAGGAAGGGCAACCGGCAUAAAGGUCAUGGGUGCCCAAGGCUCACUGAUGUUCGUGGGGAGGAAAAGCUAGCCCAUCUGGUCCGAUCACACAUUAGCUACUGUAGCUCAAAUUGCUGAAAGGUGUCAGAACACACAAUGCAGACCAGUCAGAGUGCCCCUGAUGACCCCUGUCUACUGCCGAAUGGGCCUUCAAUGGGGACAUGAGCUUCAAAACUGGACCAAAGAGCAACGGAAGAAGGUUUCCUGGUCUGAUGAAUCACAUUUUCUAGAUCAGGCGGUUAGAAGGUGUGUAUGCCGUUUACAUGGGGAAGAGAGGGCAGCAGGAUUAAAUAUGGGAAGAAGGCAGGCUAAUAGAGGCAGUGUUAUGCUCUGGGCAAAGUUCUGCUGGGAAACAUGGUGUCCUUGCUUUCAUGUGGAUGUUACUUUGACGUAUUUAAUGUGAUAACCACAACAAAAGUGUAAAAAAGCGAAUAAAAAGAAAAAACUUUCCUUAACAGUAAGGAAUAUACGCGAACAAGUGCAUAUAUCCAAAAUAAUUUAUUUACUUAUCUCUAGGUUAAAAACUGCAAAUUCUAAAUUUGUGUAUUCACAAAUCUAAUAUUUAUAUGCACUAGUUAUACACUGUCCAUCUUUUCCCUGUACAUGGUUUCUUACCAUUGAUCUAGGGAAUCCGGUCCUUUAGACAUGUUAACAUUGACAUUGUAUUGGAGGAUAUUUAUAAGGUACAUUGUGUCACUUUCCUCUACUAUAUUUAUAUUACUAAUGUCUUGGUGCCAGAUACCACCGGUAACGUACAGAGAUCUUUGUCCAUGCUGCGUCAUAGCUGUUUUAGCAGCACAGAGGAUGAGGGGGACCUUAUUAGGCAUGUUUUAUGUUGUGGCCGAUCAGCUCUUUUAUUUUUUUUUUAUUUUUUUUUGUUCCUUUCUUUUCUUUUGCUUCUAUUUAAAUGUAUUUAUUUUGCAGGUUAAAAUUAUGACGGAGAGAGAACUUUUGGCCGUGGCUUGUGAGCAGUUCCUGGGAAAGAAUGUACAUGAAAUUAAGAAUGUUGUACUUCAAACCCUGGAGGGUCACUUACGAUCUAUUCUUGGUAUAUAAAACAAAAAAGUAACAUUUUAUGUGUGUGUGCAUAUAUUCUGUAUAUAUAUUGGUUGGUUUUUUUUUUUGUUUGUUUUUUUUUUUUUUUUUGCUCUCUCAUCAAUUUGAAACUUCCAUAAAACAUACAGACAAAAUCUUUGUCAUAAAUGAGAUUAGCCAAUCUAAUUUGGCCAUUUUCCAACUACAAACAGAUGUGAUCUACAUGUAGCUGGUAGCUUAUGGGUUUAGAAAAUCCAAAUAGGUUAGAAAGAUUAUAAUAGAAUUGACUGAAUAUAAUAGCAUCCUUAGGGUGUUCAUCCAUCGUGGUCCAGAACAGAACUAGUAAUGCUUGUCCGUAUGUUACAGGGGUUGGCCAGUUUCGGCACUCCGGGUGUUGACUAUAUCUCCUAGAAUGCUUUUACAGCCAUAACGCUUGCAAAUCAAGAGGGAUGUAUUCCACAACAUCUCGAGUGCCGAAGGUUACCUAUCUCUGUAAGAUUCUUGUUUUAAAAAUCCCCAUCACCUUAAAGGGACACUAUAGGCACCCAGCCCAUACCUGACUUUAACUCAUUGAAGUGGUCUGGGUGCUGUGUCCCAGUUGCUAACCAUGCGGCUGAAAACCUUUCCGUUUUAGAGAAACUGCAAUGUUUACUUUGCAGGGUUAAGACUGCCUCUAGUGGCUGUCUUCCAGACAAAGGCAUGGCAGAGGGACACUGUAGAGUUAUGAAUGCAAUUUUGUAUUUCUAACCUAUGGUGUUUAAGUAACAUAGGCCCCAAUUUUCAUAUUUAUAGAUUUGUUUUUCAAAUUGAUUUUAUUUCCUUCAAAAUAUUAAAAUCUAAAAUUAAAAUAAAUGUUCAAUAUUCUUAAAUGGCUUUAAAAGUUUACCAAUAAAUUUUUAAAUCAUUUGAAAAGUGUAUCCAUAAUGAUUAAUCUGGGCCCUAGUUAGUAGAAACAAGUUUUUAAUUAUUUCAGAAUUUAUUCAGUCCUUCAGUGAAAAGUUUAAUGUAUGCUAGAGAGUUUUGGACCAGUACCACAGAUGUUGCAUUCUAUUAUUCUACUUAAGGCUGGUUGUCACUCACUUUUUGGGGUGUGGCAUAGUACGUCUGUAAGGCACUCCCAUAAUUUUAAGUGUGCGCCAUUGGGGUACCUGUUAUGUGGUACAUUACGUAAAACAAAGUACCGUAUAUACUAGAGUAUAAGCCGAGUUUUUGGCACAUUUUUUGUGCUGAAAAACCCCAACUCGGCUUAUACUCGAGUCAGUCUGUAUUGUGACAACUUACAUUGCCACAAUACAGACCAGGACCGCCGGGCUCAUUACAAGCCCGGCGGUCCUGUUGGGGGCUGACAGUGAGCUGUUACUUACUUUCCUGCAGCUCCUGUCAGCUCCCUCCUCCUACGUGCAGCUCCUCUGUCAGCUCCGUUCUGCUCCCAGUGUAAAUGUCUCGCGAGACUUACACUGUGAGCAGAACGGAGCUGACAGAGGAGCUGCACGGAGGAGGGAGCUGACAGGAGCUGCAGGAAAGGUAAGUAACAGCUCACUGUCAGCCCCCCCACUGAACUGCCAAUGCCACUGGACCACCAGGGAUUUAAUAUUAUUAAGAUAAUAUAAUAUUAAAAUAAUAUUAUAUUAUUAUUAUUUUAAUAUUUGCAUAUAUUUUUUUUUUAAAUAUUUUUUUGUCCCCCCUCCCUGACCAGGCAACAAGCAGGAGGGGGCAAAAAAAAACAUUAAAAAAAAAAAAGAGAGAGAAAGAAAGCAAAUAUUAAAAUAAUAUAUUAUUAAAAUAAUAUAAUAUUAAAAUAAAAAUGCCCUCCCCUCACCCAGUUUAUACACACACACACACACACACACACACACACACACACUAUAAAUAAAUAUUCAAUUAAUUUUAUUGGGAUCUAAUUUUAUUUAGAAAUUUACCAGUAGCUGCUGCAUUUCCCACCCUAGGCUUAUACUCGAGUCAAUAAGUUUUCCCAGUUUUUUGUGGUAAAAUUAGGGGCCUCGGCUUAUAUUCGGGUCGGCUUAUACUCGGGCCGGCUUAUACUCGAGUAUAUACGGUAUGUAUUUUCUUACAAGUAUGUUUAACCGUAUGCAGGUACAUUAACUGUGGAGCAAAUCUAUCAGGAUCGAGAUCAGUUUGCCAAGCUCGUGCGAGAAGUUGCAGCUCCCGAUGUUGGUCGAAUGGGUAUUGAGAUUUUGAGCUUUACCAUAAAGGUAUAAAAUAUUCUUUAACAUUGCUGUGAAGAUGCAUUUUCCUUCUUUCUUGCUAAAAUAUGUAGUGUAUUACACUAUUAUUUAUAUAUAUAUAUAUAUAUAUAUAUAUAUCUCUAUAUAUCUAUCAUUGACACACAUCAAUAUAUCUCGUUUGGAAUUCACUCUAACAUCUACCUUUAAUUGGUGCCAAAUUUGUUGUGCUUUUUGCAGGAUGUGUAUGACAAGGUUGAAUAUCUCAGUUCUUUGGGUAAGACUCAAACCGCGGUUGUCCAGAGAGAUGCUGAUAUUGGUGUAGCGGAGGCAGAGCGUGAUGCAGGCAUACAGGUAAGUACUCCAGAACACAGUGGAUUCUGUGCUGUCAUUGGCACAUCAAAGUGUUGUCGUGCUAUGAAAAUGUAUAUGGCUUACAUGGCCCUAUUUUCACACCAUGGCUUUACUCCUCACUUUCUUCUUUCUAUUUAUGUGUUCCAUGGUGUCUGGGGGUUUUGUGGGUAGAUGGGUGUGCUGAGAUGGUAUAACACACUAUGGUGCUUUCUCUCUAUUAAUCUUGUUGAUAAGCAAUGGGUGGGUGCGGUUGUGUAAGCCAGGUAGUAGCAGGGAAGAGGUGGCUAUCAUGGGCAGAGCACAGCUAGCUUCUUCCCUGCAGACCAUGCUUAAAAAGAAUCCUGGUGGGUUCAGAACUGCAACCUUGGGAUAUUGUGGCCCCUAUAACUAGGUAUAUGACUUGCUAGAAGUGUUGACACAUAAUGCGUAGAAUCGUGAGUAUGACAUGCUGCAUAACUAAUCUUUUUAAAUGAUUUCUUCUUACAGGAAGCAACAUGCAAGCGAGAAAUGCUUGAUGUGAAAUACCUUGCUGACACAAAAAUAGCGGAUUCAAAACGUGCAUUUGAAAUGCAGAAGGCGGCAUUUAGCCAGGAAGUAAAUACUAAGGUAAGUAAGUGCCUCCCAACAAACUGAUGGUAUAUGAUCAUUUUAAAAGACAGAGGUAAAAAAAUAAAAUAAAAAAGGGUAUUUUUCUGCAUUUACUCUGCAUUCCCCAGGCACAUGUUAUAUUACAUAUGUGUGAGGCAUCCACUAUCCAUGAAAUAUUAUAUAACAACCAGCAAGAAUGAGUCUUUAAAAUUAGAUAGUCUUCAUGACUAGUGAUUUAAAACAAAUUCAACCUGAUGGUGACUAAUUUUAAUCUUAACAAAACGCAGAAAACACUAUCCUAAAAUGACUGUUAAAGUGGCUCUGUCACCCUAAACAUGCCUUUCUCCUAAUAUUUCCGCUUUCAUAAUCUGUUCUUAUUUUCUUAAUUUCUACUUUCUCUUUAAAACAAAGUCAAAAUAGGAACUACUUUGUCUUGUGUAUUUUUCCAACGCUUGACAAUUUUUGACAAAGGGUGGAGCUUAAGGCGAGCUCCACUUCCUCUGUCAAGCUAACUUUUCCACAAUACUCGCCCAUAUCCUUUCCUUCCUCCAUUGCCUCGCAUGAUUUUCGAGCUCUGCGCAGGCCUAGUUCCAUUUUGAGCUCUCGCGCUUAUGGUUUAUGCAUGGCUGUCUCCAAAGUGCUUCCCUGUCACAUAAUGUGGGCAAGAGAAGGUAGUGGCUUUAUGUCACUGCCAGUAUUUAAAUGAUGGCGUCGCUGAGAGAGGAUUUGGGCCACAAAGAGGAGCGCAAUUUGAGGUGAAGGCGGUUAUUAAGUGAAAUAUAUUAAAAGGGGAAGUUUGGAGAUACAAAAAAGUUGUUUGACAGUCGCUUUAAGUAGUUUGUGUUUUAUUUGUUUUUAACAGUAAUCUUUCCACCGGGUUGCAAGAAAGCAGGAUCUAAUCAUGUGCUGUACAUGACAAACAAUUCUAUUCUAUCUAAACUUUUUAGUUUUUCUAAUCCUGCAGAAAGCAGAGGCACAGCUGGCAUAUGAACUUCAAGCUGCUAAAGAACAACAAAAGAUCCGCCAGGAAGAGAUUGAGAUUGAGGUGGUGCAACGUAAGAAGCAGAUAGACAUUGAGGAGAAAGAAAUUAUCCGUACGGACAAGGAAUUGAUUGCAACUGUCAGGAGACCAGCUGAAGCAGAGUCUUAUCGAAUUCAGCAGAUCGCUGAAGGACAAAAGUAAGGCAGUGAUUUAACCUCUGUUUUGGCACAGGAUUUGGGGGUUGUAGUUCAGCACCUAGAAGGCAACAACUGAACAUACACACUUAAUAAACAAUGUAUGAAGCUGUUUGGUCACUAUAACAUAGUUUUUGCAUGGUUUGGCAUUUAAAGGGACAUUCAAAGCACCAAAGGAAUUAUAUCUUCAUGCAUUGGAUUUGAUGCUCCCUACAGCCUUCACAGGCAUAAACUGUGAAAAGAUGGUGGGUGGGCUGAAGAAACUUCCCUGGCUAAAAGGCCCAAUAAUGCAAUAUUUUAAGUUUUAUAAAAGUUUACUACAUGCUUUUCAAAGUGUAUUUUGCUUUGGAUAUUUGUUUAAAUGUGGUUUAAAAAGAAAAGUGAAGCAUAUUUCUUUGAAUCCAAGCAAAAUUCUAUCGAUAAAUAAAUGACAAAUUGGCAGAAGAAAAGUUGAUAACUAUUUGCUGUUUCUGACCGACAGAAUUAAAUCAAGACCUAAGUUUGAAAUAUGAGUUUAUUAUUUAAAGGGGCACUAUAGUCACCCAAACAACUUUCGGUUAAUGAAGCAGUUUUGGUGUAUAGAUCAUGCCCCUGCAGUCUCACUACUCAAUUUUUCUGCCAUUUUAGGAGUUAAAUCGCUUUAUGCAUCCAUAGGCACAUCUCCCUGCCAUGUGACUUACACAGCCUUCCUAAAAACUUCCUGUAAAGAUACAUCUAAUGUUUACACUUGCUUCAUUGUAAGUUCUGUUUAAUUUAAAAUUCCUUAGCUCCUGCUCUGUUAAUAGCUUGCUAGACGGUGCAGGAUCCUCCUGCAUGUAAUUAAAGUUCAAUUUACAGAGCAGGAGAUAAAAAGUGCCGUUGAAAAAUAACAUAUUUGACUUCCUUGUCCUUUCUUGCCCAGGGUAAAACAGGUGCUCACUGCUCAAGCUGAGGCUGAAAAGAUUCGUAAAGUGGGAGAAGCAGAAGCUUCUGUUAUUGAAGCCAUUGGAAAAGCCGAGGCAGAGAAAAUGCGGUUGAAAGCAUCCGCCUAUCAACAGUACGGAGAAGCUGCAAAGAUGGCUAUUGUCUUGGAUUGCCUGCCUCAGGUAACUCAAGCAGAAAAAAAUUCCGGCUGCCCCUAUAUUAAUUUGCCCUUUGUUUUGCUCUGUAUGUUCCAUAGUUUUAAUAUUGCAUAGAGGUUACUAAAGUGCAGCAUCACCUCUUAAUUACAUUUAAAGGAACACUCCAAGCAACAUCAGCUGACUCUGCACUGCAGGGCUUAGCUAAGGAGAGCUAACUGAAUCUCCUCGCUCUGCAUUGGCUGUUCUAAAAUGGUUUGACUGUUUAUAUUUGAGGGGCACCAGGCCACCCUUGGCUCCAUAAACCAUACAGGCCGCUCUAGUGAUUAUGGAGCUUGGAUUAUUGACUUUAAAGGGACACUUUAAGCACCCAGACUACUUUAUCUAAUUGAAGUGGUCUGGGUGUAGAGUCCCUGUCCCCUUAAUCCCGCAAUGCAAAACAUUGCAACUUCAGAUAAACCGUAAUGUUUACAUUGCAGGGUUAAGACUGCCUCUAGUGGCUGUUUAGACAGCCACUACAAGCACUUACUUGAUUCACACAGAGUCUCUGUGAAACUACACUGGACGUCAUCAGUUUUCCCGCAUCUUGAAAAUCCCCAUAAGAAAGCAUUGUGUCAAUACGUUACUAUGGGGAAGGCCUAAUUUCUGCAACACCGGAGAAGACUGCGAGUUAUCCAGCGCCGGGGAAGUGGGGAGGAAAAGUUCUUUGUUUUGUUUUUUGUUUUUAAAAAAACAAAAAAACUUUAUUCGCCAGGAGAGUAGGGAGCAGAGGGACCUUUUAGUGUUCCCAACACUAUAGCAUUUCUUUAACCAAAUUUAUGAAUAUUGUGCUCAGUGCCAUAAUGCAAUGAUAGGCACAAAUAAUACGACAAAAACUAAAAUGGCUUUUUAGUGAAAAGACUAUGAUUAAAACUAAAUUGAAAUUUGUUGCCAAAAUUAACACUGACACGCAGAAAAAUACACACAAAAACACAUGUAAAAAAAAUGUUACACACAUGAAAAAGGGACCCAAGAGAUUCACCAACACUCCAGCAUAAAAAAUACAUUUUAUUUCUAAAGCCACAGUGUUCCUUUAAAUGUUAGCAGGUACUUCACUCUGCUUCAGUGCCUGUAGCCAAUCACAUGUGGCAAAUCAGUCAUUGCAAUGGACAGUCUGUCAGGCCACAACUUUUAUCUCUUGACAGUUGUCUUAUAGGUUUUUUUUUUUUUUUUUCUUCUUCUUUCUUUCUUAUUUAGAUUGCUGCCAAAAUAUCUGCUCCUCUGGCAAAAGUUGAUGAAAUUCUCAUUCUGAGUGGAGAAAACAGCAAAAUAACUGGGGAAAUGAAUCGUCUGCUGGCUGAGGUUCCUGCUUCUGUUCAAGCUCUGACAGGAGUAGAUCUGACAAAGGUUGGUAUGCCUAGAUACAUGUGCCUUAUGUGCUCGGCAACAAUAUAUCUUAUCUACUGACUGUGUCUAAGAAACUGCAAAGCCAUCCACUUACUCAAUGUCACAGGGAACAUAUACUUAUCAACCACAACAUUAGAAUCAUCUACCUAUUAUUGUGUAGGUUUCCGUUGUGCUGCCAAAACCACUUUGAUGCGUCAAGGCAUUGGCUCCACAUGACCUCUGAACAUGUCCUGUGGUAUCUGGCACCAACACGUUAGCAACAGAUCCUUUAAGUCCUGCAAGUUUUGAGGUGGGACCACCCAUUAAAUUUUUUUUUAUUUUUUUUUCGCACAUCCCAUAAAUGCUCAACUGAAUUGAGAUCUGUGAAAUUUGGAGGUCAUCUUCCAGGAUCCAAGGUUUCACAACAAAACAUUGGCCAGAACACUGCCUCAGAUGGUGUGCAUUCUGCUGCCAUCCAUUAACACAGCAGUUCUACUCCUCCUAAGUGAAUGGAUCUGCAAUGUGGUUAUAAACUAUUUCUCCCAUAAUCUUCUGCUGUGCAUAGGUUUAUGAGAUAAGCAUUUCGUCCUGUGUGGGAUGGGUGUACACUAAGCAGGUACGCCAAGGGAAACUUUAGAGAUUUGCAAUUUGCGUAAACAUUUACACUUUCCAUUUUACAUUUCUUAAAGUCUGAAUGCUUUAAUUGUUCAUUAGAAUGUAUACUUAGACUUUGAUUUUUUUUUUUUUUUUUUUUUUCAGAUUCCACUGAUCCAGAAAGCUACAGGCUUGGUUUUAUAAUAAUUAGGACAAUGCCAACCCGAUAUGCACUCUACAGUCAAUUGCCUUUGGGACUCUUGUUUUAUACAGAAACGACAGGAUCUGUUAAAUAUCUGGUGCCUUAUGUUUAGGACCAGAAACACGGCUCACAUAUCAUCAUUCUUUAUUCUUUUGAAUUUUCUGUAAUAGUUUUCUGUUUGGCAAAAUGUUUUAUUUUUAUUUUCCUUGUUAUGAAUGAAUUUGUUACCUUGGUGAAAGCUGUUUGCAAGGCAGGAUUCUGGUUUGGCUAGAGUUGGUGCCUCUGUGCCUUUGGGUUCUUUGCCCUGUGGUGUAAUGCUUUCAGUGCUGCCAAUAAUGCUGCUUUUAACUUUAAAUGGAAAAGCUCCAGCCAUUUUCCUAUAAAGAUUGACCAUGGCUCUGACACAAGGCUCCUGCUACUACGAUGUAUAAUUGCUAAUGUGUAUGGGAGCUGUCAAUUCUGUAAUCCAUACUAGAAGUACUCCUAUGCACUGCCAAAUGUUUAAAAAAAAAAAACCUGGAGUUGGCUUAUUGUUGAAUAUCAUAUGAAGAUGAUGUGCUGUGUUAUAUAUCUGUUAUGUGUUUAGCACUGUAUUUGUGUGUGUGUGUACUUACAUUCUACAUAAUCAACACUUUGGGUGCAGCAAUGCACAUGGAAUAAACCAUUGGUGUCCAAAUUUGGCUUUCGAUCUGGUUUUGGACUGCAUUUCCCAUAAUCCUCUGUUAACAGCUGGCAGAACAUUAUUGGAUAUUGUAGUGCAAUGGCAGUUAUAGAGCCAAGUUUGGACACGUCUAUUAUAUAAUGGUUGAUACACAGACAAUCUAUCUUACUCUGCCUUCAGCUGGUGCUCCAGUCUUAUGUCAUGCCUUCAAAGCAUUCGCCUGAACUUUGCGAGCAUGAUUUUGGCUGAAUCCAAAUACAUUGCAUUUGUUUUGUGAUGCUGAUAUACAAUCUGCUUUAAUUCCAUCAUGUUUUCUGAAUUUUAAGUUUGUGGUUUUUAAUUAAAUGUGUUAAGCUGAGAUGCAUGUGUACAACUUUUUAGAACCUUGUAACCCGUGAUGAAAAGAUGGCAGGCACUGUAAUAAAGCAGCAUAACCAUACCAAGUGGGCAUGCAGUUUUAGGGCUAAGAAAUGUUAGAUGUUAUGCCAGAUUCGCAAUGUACACUCUGUUCAUUAACUACUCUAUAUCUACAUGACCACCACAGAGUACAAAGCUCAACUUGAUGUCUGAGUUAGAUGCUGUUGCUUAGCCUGGUUAUAUCCUUAGAAGCAGAUAUCCGUAACUGUCCAUUAAGCCCAUCCUUAUACCAAUCCAAAUCUAUUUUAAAGGACACUGUAGACCAAGAUGAAGGAUAGCUUUAAAACUUUUCACUGGCUGCUGAUAGGAGUGUUUGUGCAGGCGGUAGGGUGUAUCUUCUUGCCUGGUAAUUCCAUGCCUGUUUUUUCUUUUUUUACAAUGUGAUUUUAUUUUUUUAAAUCAACUUCUAUAUAUUGGUGACUUGACUGUUGAAAAGCAUGUGUUUUUUUUAUUCUCUGGAUUUAUUCUUCUAUAUUCGUACCUAAUGAUCUGAAACCACACUCAGUCCAUAGAUGAACUGGCAGUUAAAAUGGUAGUCCUAGCACCAUAACAACUUCGGUGAUUUGAAGCGAUCAUGCUGCCUGGAGUCUGAAUGUGCAGCGUUUCACUAUGAAACACUGCUAAUAGCAAGUUUUAAAACUACAUUGAUACAUAGUUUUUGGGUUUUUUGGGGGGGGGGUUUUUCCACACGUUUGGCUUUUCUCAAACAUUGGUCUGCCAGUUUCCAUCUUUUGCUUAUCUUUAAGAUCGGAUUUUACAUAAAUGGGUUGUCGUUUUUAUAUAUAUAUAUAUCUCUAUCUCUUUAUCUCUCUGGUAUCUCUUCUGGUAUAUGUUGCAAAACAAACCCACAAUUCUGAUUGUCAAGAGUUCACUAUUACCGAACACACAGAAUUUAAGUCAGGCUAAAUAAAUGUAAACCAGAAAUCCUAAAAUGUAUUACCGAAUGGCCAAAUUUAACAUUAAUAGUUGGUCCUACAGGAUGGGCCGAGGUCAGGGAAACCGUGUACGUAAACAAGCAAGAGAUCAAGGAAUACAGAAGUCAGAACAGUCAAGGUACAAGCCAGAGACAAAACACAAUAGAAUACAACACACUCUUGAAUUGCCACAAUGGAAACCACGACCGAGCACAGUACAAAUGCCAGAAUGAGCUUAUUGUAGCGAUCAUGCGAUGCCAGAAUGUGUGUGCGACGUAUCAGUAAUGAUGUAGCACGUUCUCAUCCUAUUCCAAAUGAAGUGUUGCACUCAGGGAACCCAACACCACGCCUGGAACACAAUGGAAGGAAUACGCAGUCACUUAGAAGUAUUCAAAAUCAAAAUCCAAAGGCUUUACAGAGUAGUACAAAUAUGUGCUCGUCCUAAUUAGGACCAGGAAUGGCAGAGCCAUUUAAGGGCACCAAUACGCAGCGGCCAGCAUCGGUAACACCAGACGGGGGUGCUGCCAAAGAGGAAAGAGGCGGGAGCAGCACUCCCCGAACGCCAUGCAGAAACGUGCUGCCCCAUAGCACAUCCUGCGGACGCCAUGACAGGAGUCUUUUAAAUUAUUAAAAUAUCCUUGAAAAACAAGUCUGUUACAUCUGUUAAAUAGUUGGCCAAAUUUAUAUAUACAGCAGUGAGUAUUAUUUUGAAAAAUAAGUUCAGGUAGAAAAUGCCUUUGAUGGUUAACUUUGAGUAUAUUGUAGUGUUUGGUAUGUCUGCAUGAACACUUUUUUUCCCUCUGCUGUUUUUAAAGCUAUUUAAGUAAGAUUAGAUUACUUAAUUUUUGACCCUUAGGACUGUGACGAAAUACAGUAUGUAUUUGAUUAGAAAUGGAACCUGAUUAUAUUUGCCACAUUUCGAACAUGACUCCAGUCUGCAGCAGAGUUAAUUCCUCCAAGAGAACAAGUAUGUCUGCUACAAAUAAAAGUACUCUAUCUUGUUAGCAAAACAGUUGUGUCAUAAGUGGUGUGCCAUAGUAAAAUUGGCCCCAUAGAACUAUGCAAACUGUCUUGCUACAAAAAAUGUCCUAUAAAGGUUUUUGGUUUUUUUAAAAGUAAAACUGAUUUCGCAGUUAAAUUUGUUUCGCUGUCAAAUUAUAUUUGAGGCAUUAUGUUUUAUUGUUGUACUUUCCCUGUGUGUGCGUGCGUGCAAAUGCAUAUACGAAGAUAGAUACUUUUCAUGUAGUGCAACAAUACAACCAUACUACUUGGCAUAGGCUUUUUUUUAUUUUAUUUUUUUUAAUUGCUAGGGACAAAAUGUUGCUACCAAACCUAUAUGAAGGACUGAAUUGUUGAUUUUGAACAAUUUAACUUGGUUUUUUAGAUACACUAUUUGUUUAAACAAAAAAGUAUCACUUUUGUGAAAAUGAUAUAUUUUGUGGCUAGCUGGAUAAUACAAAUAUAUACAGCAAUAUCAAAGUACAGCUGUGUUUCCAUAAUAAUGUAGUAAAUUGGGCCAGUAUUAUUUGAGAACCAUUUGGGUGAUUUACCAGCGUCUCUAACUUGGAAUUCUAAGAAGGAUACUGCACAUUUUAAACUGUACCUUUUGACAACUAAAAUAAUUGUUGCAGGAGAAAGCUGAUGGCAGUUCUAGUAGAAUCAGAGGGACUCCCUAAAUUACAAAGCCAGUUCUUGUAAGUCAAGAAUAAAAUCUGCCUGUUAGUUGUGUAAUAACUUGAUGAAAUUGAUAGGCCGUGCACUUAAAGCGGAAUUGUCACUCCGAACUUUCCUUUUCCAAGUCACUUCCUCUUCUCUUUCCAACUCCUUUCUUUUUUCCCAUUUUUGAUCUAUUUCUAACUAAAAACAUAAGACAAAGUAGGGACUACUUUGUCUUAAAUAUUUUUUUCCUACUCCUGACACGUCUAUAUAAUGAGCGGAGGUACUGUCAUCUGUGACCGUGCUGCUCUAAAAAUACAGUGCAAUGCACCCACGGCCACAAAUUAUUCUUUACAUAAAAAAAAAUUAUUAUAGAGCAUAACAAACUUAAUUUCCUAACUGACGAGCCCAAAUCAUUAAUGACAUCCAUUCAUGCAUUUUAUUACUUUCUAUUAGCUAACCUCACUUUAGGUCAAGUUUUUUUGUUUUUUUUGUUUUUGGGCUUCUUUUAUUGUUACUUAUGGCAUUAAGAAGUUCAGCGUGCAAUGCAAAUCACUGGCAGCAUCGUAUGCCCAUCGUAACUCCGUAUAUGAGUAUUGAUUCAAAUCGCUAAGCUAGAACACUGUAUUUAGCUUUUAUGUGUGUGUAUGUUUUUGUUCUUCAUUUGAAAUCUUCGACCUGGGAAAUAUGUGAAUUCUUUUUUUUUUUUUUUUUUUUUUUAAACUGUGACGACUUUAAGUUUUGAGUUUGUAUUGUGUCACAAAUCGAUCACCCCGGAGGAUCAGUCUUUAAAAAAAUUCAAAAAAAAAUUGUAAUUGCCAGAGAUGGCUGUAAAUAUAGGGAAUUGUACUAAAUUGUCCAGGGAAUUUUACACUUUGAACUAGCCAUAAAAAGCCAUAUAGGAAAAGAAGGCAGUUAAACUUUUUCUUUUACCCCCUCCCAAUUCAGCUAUUUUGUCCUAUAAUUUCAAUUCCCUUGUCAAUUCUCCAGAAUUCCUGGUUUCAUUUAAGGUGUCGCAUUCUCUUCUUGGUACUCAAAGGGUUAAAUAUCUAGCCAGCGGUCAGUUUUAAAUUCUAGAGUUGUAUAUCUUACAAUUAGUGAAAUAUUUCUAUAUAACCCCUGCUGUAUUACAUAAUUAUUGUUGUGUAUUUGAAAUGUGAUGAAAUGUUCAUUUAAAACGAAAGCAGCUGGAACAUAGAUGGGACUUUGAUUUAUACCGGUGCCGAACAUUGAAAGUAUAAAUGGAAGAAUAUAAAUACAGUGCUAGCUGAAUCCAUUUAAAAAAUAAUAAAAUUAUUAAUGCUACCUUGAACCAACCUAAUUAAGGAAAAAUGUUAGUCCAUUUAAAGUGUUUCAGCUGCAUGGUAGUACAGAAUUCUGAGCUUAAAAAAAAUACAAAGGAGAUCGACAAUCCAUAAUACCGGGUUUCACGCCAUCUUUCAUUGACACAUCCAUUGUAUACCUAUUACGGUGCAUAUUGUAUUAGAUCUUUAUUCGCCCUGUCCAUGUUUACAGUUGAACGUGAAACAUUCUCAUACCAUCAUUUCUUUUAAAAUCCUGUCUACAGCCAAUCAGCUGCUUUAUUUGAGGUAUAUCAAUAGUUAACAUUUUAUCACAUUUCUGAUGCAUAACACGUUUUGUUUGAUUUUCAGAAUGUUACCGUGUGGUUUACUGAUGCCCAUGUGUUUAUAUUUCUAGGUGCCUCCCUAAGACCUCUUAUUUCAUCUUCUUGAUGGUUUGUAGUCUACUAUUUUCUCAUAGAUUUAUUUUUGUAAUCAGUCAACGUGUCCAUAAAUUAAGGAAAACACAUAUUUUUGCUGGAACUAUGGAGUUUAUGUUCCAUUCCUAGAACCUUGUAUUGGAAUUGGACAGAUAAAUACAUAAUAUAAGAAUAAAGUGAUAUUCUAGUAUAGAUCUAGGGGAAUAGUUUGUGUUCUGAAUUCACAGGAAUGUUACUACAAAUAACUGUUUGUUUAGUUUUUACAAAUGUUUAAAUAUAUAGUAAUUGUAAUAUUCAUAUGUAUACAUUAUAUAUAAUUUUUAUUUUAUUUUUGUCAUAGUGGUAGUAAAUGCUUAAGUCAUAUAAUAUGCAAGGUUUUUUCACUCGCCCCUGUAUAUUGCAUAGGUUAAUCUUUAGAGGCCUUGAAGAAGCACUUGGAUUUUCAUAGAGAAACAAUCCAUUUAGCACUAAACUAAGAUCCAUGUUUUCACUGUAGAAUGGUGACGUUAUCCUAGUUGGACAGAUUUGAUCCCAGAAUUAUUUAGUAUGUGUGCUUUAUUGCCCUGACUCUCCAGAUGAAUAAUUUCAUGUUUCAUCUUCCCAAUUUGCCUUUUUUUUUUUUUUUAACCAAAUUUGUUAUUUCACUAGUAUCUGGUGACUUGUUCUGUUGCUCUUAACAUUAAAGUUAAGAUCAUAAAUUUGUAACUCUCGGGGUUACAUCAAGAAUCAAGAUACAUUUGUUAUUCAAAGUUGCACCAAUAUUAUCGAAUAUUGAGGACUUUAAGGAGUAGUAGAGAGUUGUGCUUUAAAUUUAGCAUGAUCCAUAUAACUUGCCUUUUAAAAAUUCAAAUUUUUUGAAUUCAGUACAUUUUGAGCUCCUAUUUCAGAUCUAACUAGUAGAUACCCUAAUGCUAAUUAUUCAUUUGAAAACAAUUUUUUAAUUUUUUUUUAUUGGGGUUAGGGCAGUCUUUUUCAAAAUUCCUCCAGAAUUUCUUUUUAUGCAUAACCUGUUUGUUGGUACCUGUGUUUUAAUAAAAUCUAACUGGAUCCAUGCACAGAUAAGAAUGUACCCUCCUAAAGUGACUGUUACAUUCAAGAUGAUAAUUUCACUAUAAAUACAAAAAAUAUAUGUACUUUUUCCCCCCCCACAUAUUAUUGCGUGUAUGCCUUUUAAUGAAUAGCUUUCUGUGUGAAACACACUAUACCAGUUACACCAUAUUAAAGUAUGCUUUUCUCAAUUGUACAGUUAUGUGAAAAAUAUUUUUAAAUAAAUUAGUACUUGUUACAAAAUCAAGUAGCAGUCUAUUAAUCAGAUUUAUAAAAAAUAAAAAAAACACACUCUGUGAUGGUAAUGUUCUGGACUACAAAAUGGCUGACUAGAUCUUACUUUGUUAGUCCAUAGAGAGCUUCGACACGAAGUAAACAAACCGAAAUACCUUUACCUCGCUCUAUUGUAAUUCAACCCCAGGAAAAUCUAUAAAGGAAUGUUAGGACUGUUUCUGCUUCCAUAUUAUCAUAGCUUUAGCCCCUGGGUGUUCGCCCCCCACUACAUGGCAUUCUUGACUGUAACAAAAACAGAAACCUAAACAGUGAUAGUCAUAGUCUUAUUAUUGGAUCUUUCUAGUUCUGAAUUCUACUAUUUUAGGUCUAUAACCGAUUUGUAUUUAAUGAAUAUCGCUGUGCCUUAACAUCCUUCUAGCAUUUUUGAAUUCUGUUCUCUGUUCCAUAACAAUUUCUUUUAUAAAAAAAAAAAAAAAAAUACAUCCGUCACUUGUUAUCAAGGCUCACUCUGGUAUAAAUUCUUUGAAUCUUCCAAGUAAUAGUUGUCUGGAUUGAUGUUUUUUAUCCGAGUGGCCUUCCCAACAAAAAACUACAUAUCAUUUCCUUAUCUUUAUAUCACCCCAUAUUUAUAUUCUACAUUUUCCUUCAAUCAUAAUACUGGGAGAUGUUUGCUAUCUUAAUGUUAAAUCCUGUGCAGUAAGAAUUGUGAAAUCUGUGACCUCAGAAAAAAAAUAUUCAGGAAAGCUGAGAUGUCCAGAUAUGUAUUGGAUUAUUUGUACUAUAGAAAACACUCAAUACUCUUUGUAUAAGACUGUUAUUGUGAAUCCACAAUAUCUGCAUGUGAAAAUAAUGUGCACGUCAUACAACAUGUGAUUUGUGCUAAUUGUUUCUGUUGUGACCCUAUGCAAGUAUUUCAUACCUCUGUAAUAAAAUCCCAAUCAGCUGAAAUGGUUUCAUGUUCCGAGUUAUUUCGUUAACAAGUACGAACACAAAUAUAUUGAUAGUAAGGAAACGCAACAUGAAAGGGUGAACGUGUAACAAACGCUUUUAAUUUGC
Messenger RNA from Pelobates cultripes (western spadefoot toad), 55923 nucleotides. The record is from the annotation of a GenBank genome assembly. Lineage: Eukaryota; Metazoa; Chordata; Amphibia; Anura; Pelobatidae.